Molecule: messenger RNA, 77960 nt
Organism: Pelobates cultripes (western spadefoot toad)
Lineage: Eukaryota; Metazoa; Chordata; Amphibia; Anura; Pelobatidae
Source: the annotation of a GenBank genome assembly
GCUCCCCUGUGCGCGCGCACUCUCUCCUGCUGCCUGGUAACGUCAGCGCUGCCAGCGUGGAGACAGGGAGCAGGCUCGGGGCAGCAGCAGCAGCAGGAGGAGGAGGGGGGAACGCGGAAGUCCUCACAGCAACCAUCCCGGAGAGCAGCUGACACCCAGCAAGCAGCAUGCAGAGACCCUUCACUCAGGUGGGGCACCUGCUGCACUCUGUGAUAUAGUGUCACUGGGGCUGGGCUGCAGGGGGACACCAACAGGGAGCUAGUGCCAUAUUAAUAUAACCAGGAUCUGUGUGUAUCGAUGGCAAGUGGAAUAUCCAGUCCAUACACUCACAGAUAUACAGAGAGAGAGAGAGAGAUAUACAGAGAGAUAGAUAUAUACAGAGAGAGAGAUAUAUACAGAGAGAGAGAUAUAUACAGAGAGAGAGAGAUACACAGAGAGAGAGAGAGAUAUACAGAGAGAGAGAGAGAUAUACACAGAGAUAGAUAUAUACAGAGAGAGAGAUAUACAGAGAGAUAGAUAUAUACCGAGAGAUAGAGAGAGAUAUACCGAGAGAGAGAUAUACCGAGAGAGAUAUACCGAGAGAGAGAUAUACCGAGAGAUAUAUAUAUAUAUAUACAGAGAGAGAUAUACAUAUAGAUAUAUAGAGAGAGAGAGAGAGAGAUAGAUAUACAUAUAUAUAUAUACAGAUAUAGAGAGAGAGAGAGAGAGAUACAGAUAUAUAUAGAGAGAUAUACCGAGAGAUAGAUAUAUACAGAGAGAUAGAGAGAGAUAUACCGAGAGAGAGAUAUACCGAGAGAGAGAUAUACCGAGAGAUAUAUAUAUAUAUAUACAGAGAGAGAUAUGCAUAUAGAUAUAUAGAGAGAGAGAGAGAGAGAUAGAUAUACAUAUAUAUAUACAGAUAUAGAGAGAGAGAGAGAGAGAUACAGAUAUAUAGAGAGAGAGAGUGAUAUACAUACAGAGAGAGAUAUCCGGGUUGGGGGUGGAGAUUAUAUAUAUAUAUAUAUAUAUAUAUAUAUAUAUAUAUAUAUAUAUAGUAAUAGUCCAUGUAUCCCAUGCAUUGCCUGCAUACAGGUAAUAAUCUUAGAGAACUUCCUGUAUGUGACACAAGUUGGGAUGUUACUAUAAAGAGGUUGCUAUCACUUUAUGUUAGGAUAUAUAUGUGUAUGUGUGUGCAGAUUUGUAGGUUAUUGUAGUCUUUUUAGUGGGCUUUCUUCUAUGAUGUUAUCAGAGGUAUUAUCUUGCAAGGAAUGUGAGCAGAAAUACUAAACUUGGGUUCAAAUGUUUAAAUUUAGAACAUUUGUUGUGUUAGAACACCGAAAUUAGAACACUGAGAUAUAGAUUUAUAAUGGGAUGUUUCACGAUGACAGUGAUGGUAGAUUCAUUUUGGAAAUAAUAAACACAAAAAAAAAAACUAAACUUACUUAUUGAAGAGAUACUCUUUCUAAUGAAUGUUAUUUUGUUUUUGUUUUUAUGGCUAAUGUGAUAUGGGGAGUAGACGUUCCUAAAUAUAAAUGUACUAGUUAUAUAAUUUUAAGAUGCUACAGAAUGUUGUUGACUGAUUUUUCUAGUCUGUAUUUAUAAUAAUUAUAUGCCAACUCCCCCUUCUUUCUUUUUUUUUUUUUUUUAAAUUCAACUAGUGGAAUGCUGUGGUCAUUGCUUCGUGUGGGAUUUGUGACUAAGUUAUCAGACGACUUUAUAAAGACUGAUCACUUCGUAACUUAUAUUUGGCAUAUGAAACGUUGGCUGGCUUCAUUCAACCUCCUUUAUGUAAAAUUGUUUGCGUGAAACUUCAGUCAUUUAGUAAAAGUUUUUCUUGACCAUUUUGAUUUGUAAAGCUAGAUAUUCAUGGGCAGCAGGACACUCAAAGCACCAAAACAUCAUCUUAAAGGAAUACUACACUGUCAGGAACACAAACAUGUAUGUUUUUUUGACGCCAAAAUCCUGAAGUGGCUAUUUAGGUGACCUAUCCCCCUUAGAUCGCUUUGAAAAGGUGAUUUUUCUCACCUUUUCUCCCACGCCAUGCUGGAUUAGCUGCUUCUUACCCCGCCUCCAUGGCUGAGAUUAAUCUUCAUUAUCACAGCCAAUCCAAUGUUUUCCCUUUGGAAAGCAUUGGAGGCUAUUGCACCUAUCAGCAUCUCCUUACCUCUAGUAACACUAUAGGAUAUACUAAGCACCAAUGUAAACAUUGACUUUUCUCACACUAUAUGUUUGUAGAAAUUAUCGUGCUUGGACAUCUUUCCCUAUUUCCUAUAACUGUAGCUUUUUGUAAAAACUUCAGUAGCUAUAAGCUUUUCCCUCUGACAUAAAAGUAUAUUUUGCCAUUGACCACACAAAUAUUGGUAGGACAUGGGUACACAGCAGUUGGCAGCUAUGCACAACCUUAUUUUAAAAAAUAAAUAAAUGUGAGUAUGGGGCCAUCAGUAAGCUAAUAGCAGCUAUAUUCUGGCUGCUAAAAGCAUAUGCAAAAGUUCAGUUUGUUAGAUAAAUAGAACAGCUGCUGGAGGCCAAACUGCAUUUUCCAAAAAUCCAUUCUAGGGAGGGAUACGAUCAGACCACAUAGACCAGAAUGAGAGGCUCCUGAUUGAUGGAGCCUCUUUCUGAUCUGUGAGGGGCUUGCUGCUGCUUGCCCAUGAAGCUGCAGCAGGAACUGGAGUAAGUCAUGGAGUAAGAUUGUACCGUAUUGCCAGUCAUAAACGGCUGUGAUGCUAGAAUCUUGCAGAGAGCCUGAAGGAAACAGGACCCAGUGGCCACAAGCUGGCUGAGCAUUAAUGUAGGGGUAGUCUAGAGUUCAUAUUCCGCAGUGUUUAUGGUGUUAGGAGUGCCCUGGUGUCUCCUCAGUGUAAGUAGUUAGACCAUUUGUUAACAGUUUGAUUACAUAGAAACAUAGAAUGUGACGGCAGAUAAGAACCAUUCGGCCCAUCUAGUCUGCCCAAUUUUCUAAAAACUUUAAUUAGUCCCUAGCCUUAUCUUAUAGUUAGGAUAGCCUUAUGCCUAUCCCAUGCAUGCUUAAACUCCUUUACUGUGUUAACCUCUACCACUUCAGCUGGAAGGCUAUUCCAUGCAUCCACUACCCUCUCAGUAAAAUAAUACUUCCUGAUAUUAUUUUUAAACCUUUGUCCCUCUAAUUUAAGACUAUGUCCUCUUGUUGUGGUAGCUUUUCUUCUUUUAAAUAUAGUCUCCUCUUUUACUGUGUUGAUUCCCUUUAUAUAUUUAAAUGUUUCUAUCAUAUCCCCCCUGUCUCGUCUUUCCUCCAAGCUAUACAUGUUAAGAUCCUUUAACCUUUCCUGGUAAGUUUUAUCCCGCAAUCCAUAAACCAGUUUAGUAGCCCUUCUCUGAACCCUCUCUAAGGUAUCAAUAUCCUUCUGGAGAUACGGUCUCCAGUACUGUGUACAAUACUCCAAGUAAGGUCUCACCAGUGUUCUGUAUAAUGGCAUGAGCACUUCCCUCUUUCUACUGCUAAUACCUCUCCCUAUACAACCAAGCAUUCUGCUAGCAUUUCCUGCUGCUCUAUUACAUUGUCUGCCUACCUUUUAGUCAUCAGAAAUAAUCACCCCUAAAUCCCUUUCCUCAUAUGUUGAGGUUAGAACUCUAUCAAAUAUUCUGUACUCUGCCCUUGGGUUUUUACAUCCAAGAUGCAUUAUCUUGCACUUAUCCACAUUAAAUGUCAGUUGCCACAAUUCUGACCAUUUUUCUAGUUUACCUGGGGUUUGCCAGGUUCUGUACCCUGCCUCUCUACAACCAAAAACUAUCUUUAUUGAGCUAAGUACAUUGAUGCAAGGUUUUAUUGGCUGAUAGUGAUCGGCUGAUGCUCUCUGUCCCCAGGUAAGAAGCCAAGACAUGGCAUUCCUGGCAACAUAACGACUAUAGAGCACUGUAGUGGUUAUGGUGCUUGAGGUGUUCCUUAAACUUACGGCCAUUAAUAUAUAACUUUAUUUGUUUUGAUUUUAGCUUUGUUGUCCCUUAUUAGGCUCUUCUGAUUUAUUUAUUUUGAUCAAUAUCUGUGCCAUUUUCACUGUAAAAUCUCUGGGUUGUAAUGCAAUAUAUGCCUGUGGUUUCAGUUGAAAUUGUGCGUGUGUAAGUUUGUUUAAUUUGUAAAAAGGGGUGUAUAGAAUGCACUUGCAGAUUCCACUAAUUUAAGUGGAGAUUUCUACACACUUAGUACUUUUUUUUUUUUUUAGAAUACACUGCUGUCCAGAGUUGGGUGAGCUAAUGUGGAAACCAAUGAACUGCACUAUUUGUGGUUGCUGUAAUGGAGAAGAGGCAUACAAAAGUUCUAUGUACGUGCACCUGUCUAUGCAUCCUUGUGCAAUAUGAUAUAUGCACAAUGCAUUCUAAAGAAUACCGGGUCAUUUGCUUAGCAUAUUGGUGGAAAAUAAAACAAGGGGCAAUGGAACUCUGUUAUAUUGCAUACAUGGCCAAGUUGCAUGAAAGUGGCUCUGUCUCUUUGCAGGUUUUGAUUUUUAAAUUAAUCCUUUUUUUUUUUUUCUGUUUCUCUAUUUUUGUUUGGUUUUAUUUUUUAUCUUUAUUUUUGCAAUUCAAGUAAAAGAGUUCUAAUACUCUAAUAGUGGGAUGCACAAGGCACCAUAACCACUACAGCAUGCUUUGGGGUUAUAGUGUAUGGCGUGUUCAUUUAAAACACAAGUUGAACCCGACUAGCGAGUUUAGUUUGCUUGACAACUUUGUUUAAAUAUUCAGGAGUACCCUAAAAUUUUGUAGUGAGCAUUUUUGCUGGAAAAGUGAGCUGACAAUCAACACUGCUACUUAUGCUACAUAUUGUGUGCUGUGCAUGACAUCUCUUUGAAGGUUAUGAGAUUACAGGUAUAGUGAAGUGUCAUAAAAGGAAGGUGUGUUUCAGACAGAGUGGUUAUGAUAGUGAUAUACAAAUAUCCUUUGAAUCGAAAUUUUACUAUAACAAAGAAUUUUUUUGUUGACUUGCUGUGGCAUAGGGAAGAGUAAACCACUCUCAGAUCCCUAAUUAAAGGAACACUAUACGGUCAGUAUUCCUGACCCUCUAGUUUUAAAACCACCAUUUAAGUGACUUGCGACCCCCCUCCCCCCCCCUUAAAAGUUAAGAAAACUUACCUUAUUUUCAGCGCCACGCAGGUCUGCCGGUUCUAGCCCCACCUCCAAUCAGCCUUCUUGACUGACAUCAUCAGAACUGAUGAACAGCAUCAGACUGGCUGAGAUAGUCAAGGAGGCAAGGCGGAGACAGGGCCAAACGCCGACUUGGCCAAUCAACAUCUUCUCAUGCAGAGAGUGAGCACUGACCCAGGAAACAGCUCUAGUGGCUGUAUGAAGAGUGGCAACUAGAGGUGUUCCCAGGGAUGUAUUUACCACAAGGCAAACAAGGCAUUUGCCUAGGACGGCACUUUCAGGGGGGCGCCAAAAAAUUCCACCCCAAGCUCCCAGACAAAAGCCUUGUUUGCCUUUGUGUUCUGGGACUGUCCACCUUACUGUGAACGAAUGAGUGUAGCUGUCAGUGUGUGUCUGUGAGUGAGAAUGGGUGUGCCUGUGAGUGUGUGCCUGUCAUUUUAGGCGUAUCUGAGAGUGGUUAAACAGUGUGUGCCAAUGACUGUAUGUGUGUGCCAAUGACAGUGUAUCUGUCAGUGAGUGUAUAUCAGUGCAUGUAUCAAUGAGAGCAUGUGUCUGUCAGUCAAAAAAAUGGCCUUGACGUGAAUUGGGGGGGCAAAUUUUGAUUUUGGGGGCUAAACACCUUAUUUUCAGGAUUCCCCUAGUAAUUGCCAUGUGUGAUAGGCAGUGAAGCCUUCAGUGUUUUAUGAAGUAUUUCAUGACUUGUACUGCUAGGGCCAUUCACUAAAUUAGAAAUUGCUGACAACUGACAAGGAAAUUGCAUUUGUUAGGCUUUAUAGCCAAGCGAAAAAGUAGCAUUUGGAGAAUAUUUUAGAUUUCAGAUAUUUCAAUGUUAAUUUUGCAAUUCUCUUGUCAAAGAACCACAUUAGCAGUUAAAUGGAUGUCCUUAAAGGUACACUCUGGGCAGUAUGUCCACUUUAGUUUACUGAAGUGGUUAUGGUGCCAAAAUAACUUCUCUGCUGUCUUUGGUUUAAAUUUACUUACCAGUGUGGACGCGUAGCACCAAUCAUCUCAGGGAGAGGUCUCUCUUUUAGUAUUGCAGGUGUGUACGGAAAUGGCAACUCAUCGGUAUGAGAACCAGGAAGUGGAAUUAUUGGCUCUUUGACUAGCUUUGUAGGCAGAGCUACAAGCUUUAAUACCCUAUUUUGUCAUUUUGCUAAGUAAUUAAAACCUAAGAGUGCAGAGAAAGUAUGCUGGGACCAUAACCACUUUAAUAACCUCAGGUAUUUAUAGCACCUGGUGCUUUUACUAGGUUACUCCAACCCUUUGGAGGUGGGGGGCCUUUUAUGUGUGAUAUGUCCUAUUGGGCACUAUGAAUUGGGUCCCCCUUUGAAUUGCAGUAAACAUAGAAUGUGACGGCAGAUAAGAACUAUUCGGCCCAUCUAGUCUGCCCAAUUUUCUAAAUACUGGUACUUUCAUUAGUCUCUGGCCUUAUCUUAUAGUUAGGAUAGCCUUAUGCCUAUCCCACGCAUGCUUAAACUCCUUUACUGUGUUAACCUCUACCAUUUCAGCUGGAAGGCUAUUCCAUGCAUCCACUACCCUCUCAGUAAAGUAAUAUUAUUUUUAAACCUUUGCCCCUCUAAUUUAAGACUAUGUCCUCUUGUAGUUUUUCUUCUUUUAACCCCUUAAGGACCAAACUUCUGGAAUAAAAGGGAAUCAUGACAUGUCACACAUGUCGUGUCCUUAAGGGGUUAAAUAUGGUCUCCUCCUUUACUGUGUUGAUUCCCUUUAUGUAUUUAAAUGUUUCUAUCAUAUCCCCCCUGUCUCGUCUUUCCUCCAAGCUAUAUAUGUUAAGUUCUUUUAACCUUUCCUGAUACGUUUUAUCCUGCAAUCCAUGAACCAGUUUAGUAGCCCUUCUCUGAACUCUCUCUAAAGUAUCAAUAUCCUUCGGAAGAUACGGUCUCCAGCACUGCGUACAAUACUCCAAGUGAGGUCUCACCAGUGUUCUAUACAAUAGCAUGAGUAUUUCCCCUUUUCUACUGCUAAUACCUCUCCCUAUACAACCAAGCAUUCUGUUAGCAUUUUCUGCUGCUUUAUUACAUUGUCUGCCUACCUUUAAAUCAUCAGAAAUAAUCACCCCUAAAUCCAUUUCCACAUAUGUUAAGGUUAGGACUCUAUCAAAUAUUCUGUAGUCUGCACUUGGGUUUUUACAUCCAAGAUGCAUUCUCUUGCACUUAUCCACAUUAAAUGUCAGUUGCAACAACUCUGACCAUUUUUCUAGUUUACCUAAAUCAUUUGUCAUUUGGCUUAUCCCUCCUGGAACAUCAACCCUGUUACAAAAGACAUACCUUACCAUCAAGACCUUCUGCAAUAUCACUAAUAAAAAUAUUAAAGAGAAUGGGUCCAAGUACAGAUCCCUGAGGUACCCCACUGGUGACAAGCCCAAUUUUCAAAUAUACUCCAUUGACUACAACUCUCUGUUGCCUGUCACUCAGCAACUGCCUUACCCAUUCAACAAUAUUGGAAUGCAAACGUAAAGAUUGCAAUUUAUUGAUAAGCCUUCUGUGUGCAACAGUGUCAAAAGCCUUACUAAAAUCAAGGUAAGCAAUGUCUACUGCACCACCCUGAUCUAUAAUUUUAGUUAUCCAAUCCAAAAAAAUCAAUAAGAUUAGUUUGGCAUGAUCUCCCUGAAGUAAACCCAUGUUGUCUCUGAUCUUGCAGUCCAUGUAUUUUUAGAUGUUCAACAAUCCUAUCCUUUAACAUGGUUUCCAUCACUUUCCCCACUACUGAAAUAAGGCUUACUGGCCUAUAGUUGCCCGACUCCUCCCUAUUACCUUUCUUGUGAAUGGGCACAACAUUCGCUAACUUCCAAUCCUCUGGAACUACUCCUGUUAACAAUGAUUGGUUAAAUAAAUCUGUUAAUGGUUUUGCUAGUACACCACUAAGCUCUUUUAAUAACUUUGGGUGUAUUCCAUCAGGUCCCAUUGACUUAUUUGUCUUUACUUUUGACCGUUGAAAUAGAACCUCUUCCUCUGUAAACUCAUAUGUAAUAAAUUACUCAUUUGUCCUUUUUCCUAACUGAGGCCCCUUUCCUUUAUUUUCAUCUGUAAAUACUGAACAAAAAUAUUAAUUGAGGCAGUCAGCUAGACCUUUAUCCUCUUCUACAUACCUUCCUUCUUUUGUUUUUAAUCUAAGUAACCCUUGUUUUACUUUUCUUUUCUCAUUUAUGUGUCUAAAAAAAUGUGUUGUCCUCUUUUUUUUUUUUACUGACUGUGCUAUUUUCUCUUCUGUGUGUGAUUUGGAAGCCCUUAUAACUUGCUUAGCCUUUUUCUGCCUAAUCUUAUAGAUCAUUUUAUCUUCCUCGCUCUGGGUUGUUGUUUUUUUUAAUUACUAAAUGCUAACUUUUAGUUUUUUACUAUUCUGGCCACAAAAAUCUUUUUAAAUAAAGAUGUUUACUCACCUGGAAACUGGCAUAGUCAAAGCUCUGACGCUUACUGGAUGUAAUUUAUGCACAGCAUUGACAUUUUUCAGCCCGGAACUGAGUUGCAAUGUUUCAGCAUGUGCAGUGUUUCAAACUGAAACAUUGCACAUACACAUGCCUACUACCAUAACCACUUUAAAUUACUGUAGUAGUUGUGGUGGUUUGAGUAACCCUGACCACUUAUAGUGUUAUUUACUAAUGUGAGAAUUCAAAUUUAAGGUAAAGUCAGACUGGAAAAAUUCUCUAAACCUGCUAUAAUUUCAUUUCAGGUACUCGGGCCUAACAUUUGAAAUUUAUUUUGGAUUCUCACUUUAUUGAAUAACCCUGUUUAAUCCCAAAUAAGUGGUUUGGGUGCAAUGGCCCUGUAGGUUUUGUCCUGCAAUGUAAAACACUGCCAUUUAUUUUUUAUUUUUUUUAAAUACCAAUGUUUUCAUUGCAGGACCAAACUCACCUCUAGUUGUUUUCCCUAAGUGCUUCAACUGUGACAACAGAGUUUGGUUUGGUUAUGUGACGUUUAUCAAAUGCCGAACAAAGAAAUAACUUGGAUUUGAUGCCUUUCUAUGAGGCUCGUUGCUCGCCACACAUGUGCUACUUGUCCCCAAUGCUUCUAUAUAAAAAGCAUUGGAUUGGACAAGAAAAGGAGUCAGUGACAUGGGACCGGAUCUCAGCACUGAAAAAGUAUAACCAUUUUUCUCCCCAUUUUAAAAUAUAUAUAUAUAUAUAUAUAUAUAUAUAUAUAUAUAUAUAUAUAUAGUUUUUUUUUGUUUUUGUUUUUUACUACAUUUAGAUGUGGCUCUGAAUCUAGAUCGGGAGUAGAACACUGUAGCUUUACGAAUACAGGUUUAUACUCCUAAAGGUAUAGUGUUCCUUUAAGCAGCAAUUUUAGAAGAACACUCUAAGCACUAUCUGCACUGCAGUGCUGUGUAGCAGUUAUGGUGUGCUCCCUCGUUGUAUGUAGUAAGUUUUGAGAACAGUUUGUCUUUUUACUUUAGGUUUGCGGGGUGCUGCAUGGUGGCAUUGCCACUCCAGCUAUGUGCUUCUUUCAUCAGCUCUCUUGAGCUAAGCCGUGCAGGGUCCAGCUGAUUGGCUAAGAAUGUCAGCUGAUGGCUGUGACGAAGUGCCCUUCGCCACUUGUGCCUGGAGAGGACUGCUUGCCCGCCUCUUGCCCUGUGACUAUGGCCCCUGGGAUGUAUUGCCCUUUAAAGACAUGAUUUGGGCAUAAUGGAUUUGUGUUGUGCUGCUGCUGGCCCUUUGAGAACCAUCUGGGGACAUACUGUGGAGUUACUGGGUGGCCACCAUUUCCUGUAUCAGAAGCACAUGGUGAGAACAAUGGAUGGCGGCCAUCUCGCUGGUAUUUGGUGCACAGAGACAUCGUGCAGUGGUUUUGGACUAUACAGCAGGGGACACGUUAUACAGUGAUUGUUUUUCAUUUAGCCUGUAUAUGUUCUGCAGAAUCUGCAUUAAACUGUAUUUUCCAAAGUACUGAACGGAUCUGGGUGAAUUUUGGAUAUGUGGUUCACCCAGAUCCCCCGGUUCCAAGGAUAUACUUUUUAUGGGGUUAUUGCAUGUUUUGGGGUCCCUGUGUGUUUUAUGAAACUGUAUUAUUUCUGGCCAGCAGAUAAUUGAGCUUUGUGUAUUGUAGAAACUCAAUUAUCUAGCCUGGCCCAGAGGAGGAGUUUUGUGUUGCAUAAAUUGUGAGUUCUGUGUGCCAGUAAAUCAGUCUUGUUCCAGCAUUAAGCCUUGGCUCAUGUUUGGGGGAAGGGAUACCUACACUCUGGGGAUUGCUAUAAUCACUUACUCCCCAGAGGAAGCUUUUGCAAUAGCUUGAUUUGUUCCUGUUCCUGCUCUCUGGGGAAAGAGAGGUUCACCCACUGGAAGCUGGAUCCUGGCCUUGGGUCCAGGGUGGGUGGAAACAGCAGAGACCCCGGCGGAGUUGCAUCGCUGGAAGUGGGGUCUGCAGUGCUGAUGGUGUCGGUUGGAGUGCUUGGAGUCCUCAGCGAGCACUAGGAGCAUCGAUUGGCGGAGGUACUCAGUCGGCGUGCCAGCAUUCCGCCAAUGAGCUAACCCCUGCACUGAGCUCAGCGUGCUUCUGGCAGUAGCAGAGGCAGGGAAUGGGGUCCGCAGACCUCAGAGAAGUCAAACCUUUAUCAAACUGUAUGACUACUUACAUUGGGGGCAAACACCAGGUCACUCCUGGCACCAUAAGCACUACAGCUAGUUAUAGUGGUUAUGGUGCUUGGAGUGUUCCUUCAAAAUGCUUUUUUUUUUGUUUUGCUUUUUAUUUUCUUAAGUGAGGGCCUUUGUUUAAUGUGAAAAAAAAUUCUAAUAUUAAGAAAAAUAAGUGGUCAUACAAAUGUAAGAUAACAUUAAAAAUUAUGAUUAUAUCCUCUUCAUUGCAUUUUAAAAAAAAAUGCAGUUUUUAAUUAUGUGAUGCUAAAAGGCUGUUCUUCUGGGUUUAUUAGCCUGUUUGUGUUCCUGAAGUCACAUCAGACAAGACAGGGGCUUACCUGAAGGUUUUGUUCCUAGUACAGAAGAAGAUUGCCACAUUGUAUUACUGCAAGUAAAGCAACCGAAUACCUUGGUUCUUGUUGGUUUAAUAAAAAAAACGUACAGAGCGAGUCCGUCUUGCACAACCUGUACUUCCGUAGGACCUCUGUUAGACCACCUGGUUUCUAAGCAAGUUGUUGAAGGAUCAGAUUUAAAGUCCCAUUGUGGGUACACAUCAGGACUAAAAGAAUGUACAAAAAGUUUCUAAUUAGUGGAGUUAAUUAAAAUUAUUUGGCCACACCCAGUGUUGGAGACAAACAGUAGAAUGGACUGUACUACAGGUCUCAAUGCAUGGUCACGCCCUCUUUCUAAUAAGUCAUUUUGUUAAAAUUGUCAGCCCUGUCUGCUAAAGAUGCCCCAUUUAACUUGUAAAUGUUGUUGCUUUGUAGUGUAAUUAUCUAUGAACUGCAAAUAUCGUAUACGUGCAGAGUGUAGAAUUUGAAAUUCACCCUGAAUUCUUUCAGUUUCUGACAAUUCUAACUUAUAGGUACACUAUAGUCACCAAAACAACUUUAGCUUAAUGAAGCAAUUUGGUGUAUAGAUCAUGCCCCUGCACGAUCACUGCUCAAUUUUCUGCCAGUUAGGAGUUAAAUCACUUUUGUUUCUGUUUAUGCAGCCCUAGCCACACCUCACCAAGCUGUGACUAACACAGCCUCCAUGAAAAUAUAUAGUUUCAUUUUCAAUCAGAUGUAAAUAACUUUAAAAGUUUGUAUAUCCUGCUUUGUAAAUUAAACUUUCGUUACAGGAGGCUCCAGCAAGGUCUAGCAAGCUAUUAACAGAGCAGGAUAUAAGAAAUUCUAAAUUAAACAGAAUUUGCAGUAAUGAAAGGAUAAACAUUAGAUGACUCUUUACAGGAUGUGUUUAGGAAGCCUGUGAAUUCACAUGCAGGGAGGUGUGACUAGCGCUGAAUAAGCAAUGUGAUUUAACUCCUCAAUGGCAGAGACUUGAGCAGUGAGACUGCAGGGUCAAGAUUUAUACACCAAAACUGCUUGAUUAAGCGAAGGUUGUUUUGGAGACUAUAGCGUCACUUUAAAUAAAUAACCCCGAUAGUGUAAUACAAAACUUGUUCAUCAGGAGCUUUACUAAAUGGGUUUCUAUGGCCCAAGUAGCUACAUACUUCCGUAAUCCCCAUGUGCAGUGUGGUAAAGUUUGCCACCAUUAGAACUUGAAACUGAAACUCAAUCGCACUUUAUCUGACAUUUCGUAGGACGCCAAAUUGCAUAGUGCCAACUGUGAUUAUAAGCAUAAUGAAAAAGGAAUUAUUACCACUUUUAUUUCUAUAAUCGGUGAAUUAGGAGUAACUAAUAUAUAUAAUAAGACGUACAAGUACGAAAUGAAAGCAGAACCCUGCCUACUAGCGCAUGUGGCAUUUAUACAAUAUACUUACAAGCUUGUUUCAUAAGUCUUUUUUUAUUUUUUUAUUUUAUUGGUGAGUAUAUAAAUCUGUGACUAAUUUUUUUUAUUUUGUCCAUUUUAAAAACAGAAAAACACUUAUUGCAUUUAUUUUUGUAUUUCUGGUAAAAUUUUAUAGUAUUUGGGAGCUAAGAAGUGACCAACUUUUUUAUUGGCUUGUAUAGGUAAUUGAUAUGUAAAAAUAAAACACCCAAAAAAUAAAUUAAACGUUAAUUCAGUUGUUCCAGAUAGGAGCAAGAACUAGGAAUGAGCUCUGUCUAGCCUAGGAAGAAUCAAAGCAUCUCAUUGUGUCCUAUACAGCCUGAUAUUAUCCUGUCAAUCAAUCUCAAGCAGGGGUUUAUGCAAUACGUAAAUCACACCCAAAUAACAUUCUUUUUAUCACAUGCGAUGAGUAAAGCUGCAACAAUGUGGGUUCUCUCCAAGGGCCAGUGAGGUCUGAUUGGGAGUUGAAUGUCAUGCUCUUAUGAAACAUGCAUACUAUACAAUAUUGGCAGAACAAGAAAUAUAGUUUAUUCCUGCAAUGUGUGACAUACACAUACUAAUAGCUGGUGUGAUUCCUGCAAAGAGCUGAAUUUAUAGAUAACUGUGAAUAGGCUGGAGCAGUGGCCUUCCCUGCACCAUAAAUGAAUGCGUUAAUAAUUUAGAUAAGUUGUUGGGGAUCUCUGAGUCUUCAUGUUGUAGGCACCACAUUUGAUGAUAUUCCUGUUUGUGACUGUCCUUUUUAAUCCAAUUUUUUAAUGGUAUGUCUGUAAUAGAGAUUUAUGUAUUUUAAUAUUCAAGAAACCAGACACUAAACUAUUUCUUUAAAGGAACACUAUAGUCACCUAAAUUACUUGAGCUAAAUAAAGCAGUUUUAGUGUAUAGAUCAUUCCCCUGCAAUUUCACUGCUCAAUUCACUGUCAUUUAGGAGUUAAAUCACUUUGUUUCUGUUUAUGCAGCUCUAGCCACACCUCCCCUGGCUAUGACCAACAGAGCCUGCAUGAAAAAAAAAAAAACUGGUAUCACUUUCAAACAGAUGUAAUUUACCUUAAAUAAUUGUAUCUCAAUCUCUAAAUUGAACUUUAAUCACAUACAGGAGGCUCUUGCAGGGUCUAGCAAGCUAUUAACAUAGCAGGGGAUAAGAAAAUCUUAAUUAAACAGAACUUGCAAUAAAGAAAGCCUAAGUAGGGCUCUCUUUACAGGAAGUGUUUAUGGAAGGCUGUGCAAGUCAUAUGCAGGGAGGUGUGACUAGGGUUCAUAAACAAAGGGAUUUAACUCCUAAAUGGCAGAGGAUUGAGCACUGAGACUGCAGGGGCAUGUUCUAUACACCAAAACAGCUUCAUUAAGCUAAAGUUGUUCAGGUGACUAUAGUGCCCUUUAAGAGAGAUUUAUUUUCACUUCCUAUAAAACAUCCGUUAUAUAAAUUGAUACGUCAAACAAAGUAUUUGUUGGUGAAUGUAAUUCUAUUAUUACUCCAUCUUCUGUCUUGUAGUUAGUUAUUAGAGGAAACCGACUGAUUAACAUGCAUUAAUUGAAAUGGGUUAGGCCAAAGUUCGUUGUUCUGAUAUUUUAUUCUGAGAUAUUAGUGGAUGUGAUGACUAGGUUUUUAUGACCUGAUGGUAAAAGGCGAAGAGCCAAUCCCCGUGUUGUUAAUUUACUUUUACAGAGUAAUUUAUGAACAUUUUGCAUUUAGAUUUUGUCAUACUUUAUCCCCUAAGCUUUGCCUUCUUUUUGAAGGUAGCAUGCUCUCCAGAUGUUUAAUAGACUGUGAUGUGCACAAUAACAUGGGUUAAUUUAAUAUAUCUCAGAAGGAGAAGGGACAGACCAUGUAGCCAGACAGGUCUUGAUCCCAAAGUCAGGGACCACUGAACCCUUUUUUUUCCCCUCUUAUUAGACACUUUCUAAGCACCAAUAUAAGCAAUAUAAAACAUCUGGCAAACUGCACCUAGAGGAGGAGUUAACCCUGCAAUACAGGUGGUCCUUUUUUUUACGACCGACCUGUUUUACAACGGCUCACACUUACGACCGGAGUGGUAAGUGCAAGCCGUUGUGAGAAUUAAAUGGAUACCCUGCUCUGCUGCGUUCGUCUAUGUUCGGGGAAAUUUCCCCAAACCUAGACGAACGCACCAGAGCAGGGAAUCCCUUAAAUCUAUGUUCGAGGAAAUUUCCCUGAACAUAGAAAAGUGCACCAGAGCAGGGAAUCCCUUAACUCCUUACUUACCGAUUGAUUUGUUCUACGACCGGGUCGUAGGAACGGAACCCGGUUGGUAAGUGAGGAGUGUCUGUAUAAUUGCAGUUUCUCAGAAUUAUAAUUUCUAACCUUGGAGUAUUCCUUUAAAGAUGAAUUUCCGCUAGAGGCUGUCCUGUUGGCUGUUUGACAGCUUCUAGAGGCAUUUUCUCAGCCAGAUGUAGACGUGUCUUUUCUCAGAAACGACAAUAUUUUACAUUGUAAGAGAAAAGGUACAGCAUCUGCAUCUACAUGUGGUUUUGGUGCUUAGUGUGUCCCUCUAAUCAUGCACUCCUCCCCUUUCUUUCUAUGGAUGAUUGUGCAAAGGACAUUGUAUGUUGACUGCUCACAAACUGGACCAGGCAGCAAGCAGCCUCUCCCAGCACACCGUGACAGAAUAGUUUACAUCACUCCAGAAAUAGUCUAUUUAAAAAGAUUACUAUUAUGUAAUUGUUGUUUGUGUGAUGACUAAGGGUUUAUUUAUAGCAUCGCCUUUCAUAUUCAUGCUGUCUGUUAUUUUUACAACACAUUAUUUUAAGGGGUGGCAUGACUAAUAAGUAACACUGACAGUGCAGAACAUCCUAUACAUAAUGUACUAAAAUAUAGUGAAGAUAGUCUCGUUUUCCACCUUUACACAAAUAAACCAUGUUUCUGUUUUUGUUGUACAUGUGUUUUGAGGUCAGGAUUCAUUACUACAAUUAUUUGUAACAUGUUUGAGUCGCAAUUAAAAAGAAUGGUUAAACCCAACUAAAAUGACAAGUUUACAAUAACUAUGUAUAUUUAUUUGUGUUCUGCUGAUAGUUGUAUAUAAUAUAUGCCAGGAAAAAAAUAAAAAUAUGUUUAGAAAGACAGACAUUUGUUCUGAAAUCUGUUUUUUGGAAGGGAAAUGUAUUUGACUUUAAAUUAAAACUAUAGGGCUAGGAAUACAAAGUAUCUCUCCCACCCCCCCUUGCAGCAUUGAUGGUGUUAAAAAACAUUGUCAUUUAUCUGCUUCCAGCACCAAUAUCUCUCAGAUUAAAGGGAUAAUGAUCAUGUAAAAUGAUGUCACAUAGUUUUAUUCUUUGAAUUGAAUCUUGCUCCUUAAAAAAAUCGUGGGGGAUCUCUUCAAUUAUAUAUUUUUUUUUAGCGGAACACUCCAGGCACCAGCUCGCUGUGGUAGAUUUUUCUGGCGCUCCCACAUUGUAAGUAGUCAAACUAUUUUUUAAAUUUUUUUUUUUAACGGUUUGACUUUUUACCCAGAGUCUGCUUGGUGUGCUCCUCACCUCCUCUACUGUUGCCUGAGAGCUGGAAUUAUAUAAGCAACCAAGGAGCUAGGCCCAGUGCACUGUUGUGGUUAUAGUGCUUGGAAUAUUGGAGUAUUCCUAUAAGCCCUUUGCAACUGUAACCUUGUGAGGGUGCCGCAUAAAGCUGCUUAAUGCUGAACCAUAAUGUAUAACCAUUUAUAACAACUCCCAGUUCUGAAAGGUUUUUUUUAUCUUUAUCCUUUAAGUGGGGAUUUCUUUAUAAAUGACAAAAAAAAAAUGUUGAUAUGCAUUUUUGGGGGGCUUGUUUUUUAUUUUGUUUUUUUCGGUGAUUUUAAAAAAGUUCACAUAUUCCAACAUAAAGUUUUAAAUAGUCAUUUCAUGCUUCUCUUCCAAAUACACAAAAUACACAUUUAAAAAUGUGUUUGAUUUGCUAUGUGGAUGACCUGCGUAGCAGUGCUGUUUAUUAAAGUUUAUAAAUCCAUGAUGUGAUGAUGGUGAAUUGAUAUACAUUAUUCAUGCUUGCCUGCUCUCUAUGUAGGUCACUAUAUUCUGUGCCUGCACUACACUCAGUACAAUAGUAUGUGUACAGCUGUUUUUAAACCUCUGGAAUUAGACCACAAUCUGCUCAAAAUAUAUUAGUGAGAAUGUUGUGGGGUAACAAAAAACCUGCAGUUCGAUUAUUAUUGUGUAUAAAGAAAUGUUUUUGCUAUUUUGCAUAUUUUAGUUCUGCUACAACCAGGAAAUAGGUUUGGUUUAUCCUCCGAUCAGUUGUUUCCCAUUGUUCUCAAUGAAAGCAUCAACAGUUAAAUUGUGUGUGAAUAUAUUGUGAUCAUUCUUAUUAGAAAAGGUUUAUGAUUUAGGAUUCUCAUCACUACCUGAGGCUAAGUCCCCCCCCACACCCCCUUGGUUUAAAGGGGCAUUUAUUAUUUCUGAUGGGUUAACCCCCUUCUUAAUAGAUAAUGUACCAGGAUGUAAUGCGAUAUGCUUUGAGCUUAUCAGUUUUCCUGUUUGCCUGGGAUGACCAUUUAAUAACUGAAUUGAUAAGUAAUCUGUGUUUACAGUUGUGGCCCAGAGUUGAACCAAUCUAGCUGGGAUAGAACUGGUGGUUUAACAUGUGGACUUGUCACGGGUUCUCCUCAAUCUCUCCAUAGUCUCAGUAGGUUCUUGUGUGAGAGCCCUUUAAAUGGUGUCUUUGACUGAAUGUUUGUACUACACUGGUUUCAUACUCUGGUUUGUGGGCUGACUAAUAAAACAAAAGACAAACCCAAGGAACACUUUCUACAGUUGUGGUUUUCAAAGAGAAACAUACAAAAAAAAAAUAUUUUUUCUUUUCCUUUUUUUUUUUGCUUUAUAUUAGAAGACACGCAUUUUACAAAAUGUAAAAAUGAAGCCAAUGACCUAACGUGUCCCUGACAACAGGAACUGUGUUCGCACAUGGCAGGAAGCAGGUCAGCUGUCUGCAAAUUCAAACAAAUUCUUUAUUCUAAGUGAAUUUGGACAGCGGGGCACUGUGUAGCUGUCAUAUGCCAGCAACCCAAAUGCAGUAUAUUAAAUGCUUGCUUAGUAUUUCUUCUUUGUGUAGAAUGGAAAUGAAUAGUUGACGUUUAUUAUUUCUCCCCAGAAUGUAAUAUUCUGCACUUGAGAAAUGCAGUUACAUUUGUAGUUAUUGACAUUUGAGAUUUCUUUUGAGAUAAUUUUGUUGAAGUAUGAAAGCAUUUACAAUGCAAGGUUGCGUAUUUAAAAUCUAACUGUUGAAGAGAGAAGAGAAAAACAUAUCAUUUCAUAUAUAGCUACAUUUUGAUUCUAUGCACGAAUACAAAAAGUUUGAAACGGCUGGAAUAUUCCUUCACCAGCAUUCCGUAUGUACUUUCAUGACACAGCACGUAGGUAAUGUAAACAUUGCGUCUAUGUGCCUUUAGCUUUAGUAGCUUUGGUGGAACACUCUGACUUUGGAAAUAUACAAUGUUUCAAGUCAGAUAUGUCGAUCAGUUUAGGUUACUGACCCCAUUCUGUUUAACCUCUCUCCCCCACCCUAAAAAAGAGGAGAUAUCAAAUUUAAAGGGACACUAAAGUCACCUGAACAACUUCAGGUGAGAACUAUAGCUCCCUGCAGCCUUUCUCAUGUAAACACUGUAUUUUCUGAGAAAAUACAGUGUUUACCUUGAAAGCUAGGAACACCUCCAGUUGCAGUCACUCAGAGUGAACCAGAGGGACUUCUGAGUUAAUGGAGGCAUAAUAUGCCUCCAUCCACUCAGAUCUGAUGUGCACGAGCAUCCUGUGAUUCAGUAUCUCCUCCCACUGCAUGCAGACACUGAACUUUCCUCAUAGAGAUUCAUUGAUUCAAUGAAUCUCUAUGAGGAGAUGCUGAUUGGCCAGGGCUGUGUUUGACUCAUGCUGGCUCUGCCCCUAAUCUGCCUCCUUGUCAGUCUCAGCCAAUCCUAUGGGAAGCACUGUGAUUGGAUCAGGCUAUCACAUGUCAGCAGACUGCUUGUUUUUCCUGAGUCUAACAGCAUACAGAUUUACAGCUUCUGGCUUGAAUACAGUAAGAUUUUUACUAUAUUUAUGGAGGCAUGAGGGGCCCAGGGGCUAGAUGGUCGUGUUAACACUAUAGGGUCAGGAAUACAUGUAGUUGCACUGGUGACUAGUGUCCCUUUAAAUUUACCUGUAAUCCAGCACCGAGACCGUCUCCUCUGCACCAUCAAUCAUGAUGAUCUCUGUCUAAUCAGAAACGUCUCAUAGACAAGCAUUGUUUAAUUUGUAACUCUAAAGAUACUCUGUAUUAAAUGAGAAAUGACCACUAUGGGCCUCUGUAAGCUGAGUGGUCAAAGUGGUAAUUUCCUUCAUAUAAAGUGACAAUGCCCCAAAGUAAAACUGUUGGGGGAGUUGCAAUCUGUGCUAUGGGCCACCAUUCCCCUUGAACAUUCCUUCUCUCUAGGUCCUUUGGAGCUUGGAGAACCUUACCUGAAAUUCAGGGUAAAGAUGGGGUUACAUCUUUCUCAAAGAUUCUGCGUAAAAUUACAGAUAACAUUUUAAAUUGAUAUGGUAUUGAACUAAUUUGGAGGUCGAAACAUUGCUUUAUCUAAUAUUCAUUUAUCUCCAUUAAAGGGACUCUCCAGUGCCAGGAAAACAAACCUGCAGUGCCCCCAUCCCAUGUCGCUAAAGGGGUUAAAACUACUUACCUGAAUCCAGCACUGAUGUCACUCGGCGCUGGAUCAGGCUCCGCCCAUGCUCUACCCUCUCCAAUGUCAGCCGGCGGGGGAGACCUAAUGCGCAUGCGCGGCAAUGGCCGCGUGUAUUAGAGCUCCCCACAGGAAAGCAUUAUUCAAUGCUUUUCUAUGGGAAAAAAACUGACGCUGGAGGUCUGUGAGGACGUCCAGCGUCAGAUAACCAACCAAAGGUCCGUUUGAAUUACGUAAGCAAUCUACGUCUGCAAUGUUUUACUUUGCAGCACUCAGUGCAAUAGGGGCACAGCACCCAGACAAAUUCAAUUAGCUGAAGUGGUCUGGGUGCCUGAAGUGUCCUGCCUUAUGAGUCACCCCUGACUGCCUGGGCCAUCUCUGUUAUUUCACGUGUGUAUUGGGGUAUGCCUGCCUCGGCCAAGUUCAGCACCCUGUGUUAUUGACCUAGAAGAGUGUGGAUUCCUUCUACCUCCAAGCCUGUUGUUGUUAUAGUGCAAGGAGUGCCCUAGACCCAUGCAAUGAUAACGUGUCAAACUGUUUCAGCACUCCGCAAUUGAUUUUUUUUGAGGUUUUGUUUUGCUCCAAUGCAACUUUUGGCUUCCCCUGCUGAAGAAGAACAGAUGUAGGUUGACCCUGGUAAAUUGUCAAACCAUGAUAAAACCGUCCAGAACAGUGACCUUGACCCUUAUUAGAUCCUUCAGGCUGAUGUACAGUCUCUGUAUACUGUUUUCAGGUGAAUAGCCGUGGAACUCUGUAACUGCUACAACAAGUUGUAGUUGGUAUGGUUCUUGAGGUUUUCUUUUAACCCCCUCUACCUUGCUCUUACUUACUUUUUCCUUCUCUUUUCUUUACUUUGGGUCAUUUAUUUAUGGAACCUUAUUUGCUCACCAACACUCUUUAUUUAUGAUGAUACAAGAAUAACCAGAGUUUUUUUUUUGUUUGUUUUUUCCUUUUGAAUUCUUUGAGUGUUUACACAAUGAACACAAUAAUCGUCGCAAAUCCAAGCCAGCUAUGCGAUUGUUACAUAUGUUUUUUUUUCAUGCAGAUUACCAUUUCACACUGCAUAAGGUAGAAUUUCUAAUUGUGUCAACUGGGGAAAAAUAUGCUCAACUUGGCACUUCGUAUUUUUUUUCCUCUUCUGUGCAAGUAAGCAAAGUAAUUGGCUGUAGGUAAUGUUUUUUGAAAUCUUGUAAUAUGACUUUUUUUUAAACUUGGCAGUUUCAUUUAAAGAAGUACUAAUAUUUUGAAGCAAACCCAUUUUCCUGGCACUAUAGGCUCUUGGAGUGCCCCCCUCCCUCAGCACUGAAGGGGUUAAAAGCCCUUAAGCCACUUACCCUAAUUCAGCGCCGGGCUCCCUUGGUGCUGAUGACCUCUCUUCCCCUGCCAACGUCAGUUCCAGAGAGGAGCCGAACGCGCAUGCACGCCCAGAGGCUCACGCGCAUUCAAACCCGCCCAUAGGAAAGCAUUACUCAGUGGACCUCCAGCGUCAAAUAAGUGCGAUUUACUCAGUGUAAAUCGCAGAAGCACCUCUAGUGUCUCUUUAAAACUGCUAUAUUUUCAACUGCAGGGUUGAAGUGGCUGAAGUGGUUUGGGUGCCUAUAGUGGUACUUUAAGGAAAGUGUUAAAAGUGUUUGUGCACAAAAGUGAGCAUAAUGGCUGCACAGCAACCUUGGAUAUGCCAAGCUAAAACCAGUCCUACAAAAUAUUUAUUAUAGGAACUCUAUAGCGUUUGGAAUGGAAACCUGUAUUUAAAUGAGCCCUCCAAGCACCAUAACCACUACAGCACUACAUUUUUUUUUUUUUUUUACCUUGCUCUUCUCUACAUCAUCCUGUGAGCUGGAAGUUUUUUCUUAGAGCUUCCAUAAUCUCUCCUGAGCUAAGCCUUUCAAUGCCAGGCUAGCUCUGAUCACUUUCAGCCAAUGAGCUAAGCUCUGCAUCGCUGGGCUGGGCUCAGACCGCUGCUGGCUGAUGUAGUGAAAAGGGGAAGCAGCCCCCCAGUGGACCCUAGCUAAGAAGUAACGUUACUCUGAUUACUUACAGUGGAAAUUGAGGUGCAAGGGCAUUCCUGGAAACACUACCACUACGUCGUGCUGCAGUGGUUUUGGUGCUUGGAGUGUUCCUGUGUGUGAAGUCAGGUACAGAGGCUUACCUGGACCAUAACAUAUUUAGGAAUCGUGUUCUGAUGUUGCUUAGAGUGUCUGUUUAUUUGGCAAAAUAUAUCAAUUUGCUAUCUACACUGGCAAGAUUCUGCUUCCCAGAAUUAAACUGAGCCCUGUUUCUGUAUAUCCCCAAGGAGAUACACAAUGCCUCUCUGUUUGAACAACGUUAAAAAAUUUCCACCAGCUCUAGACUCAAAAGCUUUUUUUUUUUUUUUCAGGUGCAAAAGUCAACUUUAACGCAUUUUAAAAGAACUUUCAAAGUAUAUAAAACUUUUUAUAGGCGUAAUAACAUUUAUUUUUUUCACGAUGAUGCCUACAGUGUUUCAACGUGUAUAACUAUUAUUUGCAGCAGCAGGGACAUAGGAAUGUCGUUCGGAGUAGCUAUUUGUGAAAGAAAGAUGGCAAAAGAGGGAACAUGAUCUAGACUUUGAAGGGGUUGAAGUAUCAGAGGACCAUCGGAGACAUAGAUAGCUAUAAGUACAUCGGAGUACCGCAAAAAUUAGGAGGCAGCAAGGAAAACAGCCAACCUAAGUACUUCCAGAAAGUUAGAUAGGUCCUAAAGCACAGUUCAGUGGCAAGAACAAAAUCCACACCUUCAACCAAAGUCAGUAUACAGACACUGUACACCAGCCUGAAGGGAGGAUGUCGUAGUCCGAGUGUCAAGGCCACUAUCCUGGUCAAAACAGAGCAUCCAUGAGUAUGGUAUAAAAAUGGGAACCAAAGAUGAACUGCUAUGGGAAUGUUUCAAGCAACUCAGACAGAAGUAGGCGGUGGGUGCAGUUAUGGGUGGGUGGGUGCAGGAUCUCCCACCGGCAGAUAGUGGAUGUGUCACAGCUCCUGGCUCGCCGCAUGGCGCGUUUGUGCCCGACUGGCACGACCGCGCUGACAAGCUGAGCUUACCUGCUCAGCGGCCAGCCGGGAACCGCUCCUCCACAUCCUCUGGGCAGUUUGCCCAAAACAAAGAUGGCGCCGACCAUGCGGUCGCGGCCAUCAAUAGAUCCGCCCCACAGGUUUCCUGUACUGGUUCCCGAGAGUGCGUUUAUCCUUGCUGUCAUUGGGAUUUCCGGUAUUUUGACCUUGGCUAUUCCUGACUACGCUGAUUUCUGGUUCCCCUGUCUUGGCUUGUUAAAUGGUAUUUGUGUAUUUCUGGCUUCCUUGACCUCGGCUAUCCCUUGACUAUUCUCUGUCUCUAACGUAUUAGUCCAGCCAUUCUAAGGACCAGUUUACGUUUUAUCCUUUCUAUUUCCUUUCUGUUUUCUAUGUAGAUGUUACAUAGUUCUGCGUGCUGGACCACACUAGCAGUCAUGACAGGAUAUGGCUUAUCUGCCAGUAGUUGGGAAAGUAAAAAAAAAAAAAAUGACCGUGCAGGGUCACUACUCGCAGCGCAGGAGAAGGCACUCGGCAGCAGAGCAAUAGGAACUGGAGGCUAUUGCACUAGACAAGUGUGCAUUUCAGAGUGCAUACUAUGCAAGGCGGCAUCAGAGACAAUCUAGUAUAGAUUAGCCGCUUCUCAAAUGUUAGCAGGGACAACAUACAUUGAAAGGCCCACCAAACUGAAUAUGGACUGGACCUGCCACAAGGAGUACUUGAGAAUAACAGGACUAAGAUUCUGUGGAAUUUCCAGAGCUAGACAGGCAAACCAGUCCUGGCUAACAAGCUAGACUUUGUGGUGGUGGACAAGGAAGAGAAACUUGUCGUGUUUGUGGAUGUGCAAAUACCAUAAAAUCAAAAAGAAAACACAUAAGCAGGUAUAUACCAAGGGCUGAAUGAGGAUGUUGAAAGUGAAGUCAAAGUAGUUGUCCCAAUAGUGAUAGAAGCACUAAGGGCUGUGACUCCCACGUUUGAAAAGUAGCUUUAGCAGACCAAGGGCGGGAAGUCUGAGAUCUCUGUCCUGUACUAGGGACAACUGAAUAUUGGACAAAACUGAGUCCCAGGUCUCUGGUAAAGAAUGAGAAAAAAAAACAAAAAUAUCACUUGGAGGGAUUUUUUUUUUUUUUUUUUAAAUGGGAGAUUUGGUGACCUGCAGUUGCUACACAGGAGCUUAUUCCCAUGAAGCAUCACACUAAGGAGACUAUACAAGUCUCUGUUGAGUAGACUAGAUUGUUGUUUUUAAACCUUUAUAUAGCAAAUAGAAUGUUGUAAAUGUAUAAUUCAAUACAUGGCAAUGGUUGUAUUAUAAAAAAAAAUUACCAUAUUCGUUAAUUUAAGUUUAAGAUUUGCAAGUUCCCUGACAGACUCCUUACAGAAGCCUGGUCCUACCUGGUUGUAGUUAUCAAGCAGGAUGACUAUUAUCCAAUGCCUCACAUAGAAAAGAUGAACUACAGCACAUGCACAGCUUUCGCUCAUGGAGAACAUUGUAAGCACCCAGUGCUACAGCGUAUUUUGCAUACUAACUACAGGUGUAAAAUAUAGUCUGAAGUUUCUAAUAAUUGUCUGACAGCCAUUAGACACGUGGUAAUUAUCAUACGUAAACAGUGCUUUUAGCUGCAAAUUUGGAGGAGUAGCAUAUAUGCUCAUAAAUCACGUAAACCGAGAUGAUUUUGGAACUUAGACUGUCCUUUUAAAAAUGAGCAGGUCCUUUCUGUAAAUUCUUUUGAAACUUUUAUUUUCUUUUGAAUGAUUAUGUCAGCAUUGUAAAGUCAGCAUCAAUGCACAGGCAAGUCGAGAGCAGACUUUGGCAAAAAAAAGAAAUGUAUCCUAGAGGGCAAACUGUGUUCAAGGAUGCUAACAUGAAAGUCGUGUGGGAGACAGUAACUGCUGAUGGGAUUAUGAGAAACUGUAAAUAAAGUGAGGCUGAAAAAUGUAGUGUGUUUUUUUUUUAAUUUAUGCAGGUAGUGGGUGAUGUAAAUGUAUUUUAAGUAUACAUUUCUGCACAAAAUGUUUUUGUUUUCUUUUCCUUUUGAGGGUCUACAAAAACUGCAAAAUAUAUCUGCAGUACUUCUUUAACUCAAAUCCCAGCAGCCUCCACAACAGUGGUAAAUAACCACUUGAUUGAAAAAACAAUACAUCCUUUUGAUUUUUGACAUCACGCUCUACAGUGUCAAGUGCCUUGUAAGGACUACUUGACCACUGCAGCUUUUUAAUACAUCUUGGAUUAACAACUGGCUUUAGACGUCAGAAUCCAUUAAUUGCAAACAGUGUCUCGCAAACUUUAAUCCUGGCCCUUCAUAAAUGGAAUUAUGUAUUCAUUGUUUGCACCACGCUGACACUGUUCAGUGUUGGCUUAAGUUAUCAGUGCUUGUCAUGUUGUGACAAUGCUGUCUGUUUGUGUUCUAGGUUUUGGAUUGUUUAUUGAAAAGCCUGAUUUUAGCUUCAUAACAAAUUUGAAAUGUAUGAUUAUAGCUAAUUUAGUUUGAUUUGUAGUAGCUGAUUUGGGGAAAAUGAACCUGGCUCUUAUAAUACAGUGCACUGCUUCCUUCUCAUUUACAUUCAGUAACACACUCUGAUUUGCCAUUGCCCACAGGAUUCUCAUGAGCAAUGGGAAUUAAUAAGCAAGCCCACUCUACCCCUUACAUUCAAUGGAAUGUCAGCUUUUUCUUUUUAACACUGGCCAUAGUUUGCUCUAACUCAUUGUGGUGCUCAAAUAAUAAUAAUAACUCAUGAAAACAUGGAGGAAAGCCAGCAUUUUGCUAAGAAGCAUAUGUUUUAUAGUGUUGUAAUGUUGCCAUCUUCUGAUAAAAAAUAUUUAUUUCUAAAUGUUGAUUUUACUAAAAUAGAUGUCAUUGUCACAUGUGUUACUCAGUGUGCCCAAGCAACUGUUUAAAAUGUUUCCUUUAUUGAUCUAUCUCAGAAGAUUUUAAUAUGGCAUUGAUUGGACUAGGUGUAGAACUGGCUGGAAAACAGACGAAGUUUCAUCGUCAAUCUAAAUCUUUCAGAGAAUAUUUCUGUUCAUUUCAUCAAAGGAGUGAUGAUGGAAUAGAUGGGAUUUUUCAGUAUGUAAGAUCUGAAAUUUAAUAAGAAAUGCACAUUGUUUUAACUAGUAAAAUUAAAGAUAGCCUUGGGUAAAUAGAUUCAUAUUUUUUCACAUUCUUUGUUUUUGUUAAUAUUUUGGUUUAUUGGAAGAUGCAUUGAACAAGGAGGCAUUCAUGUCCCUGCACAGAUAUAUCUCAAACAAAAUGUUCUGUUCUGAAAAGCUGUGGAAAGAAAGAGGAGUCACCAAUGAAAUAUGCCUAUUACGUCCACUGGUUUCCAUUGUGAUUGCUUUCAGUAUUUUAAACAAUGUUUUGAAUUGCUAAGUGCCCCCAUUGUGUCCAAUUCUAGGGAUGCACCAAACUUUUUGGCCGAAUAUGGGUAAAAUUUGCCUAAAUUAUAAUUUUUUUUAAAUGUUAAAUUUAUAUAUAUAUAUAUAUAUAUAUAUAUAUAUUUCUGUAGUGCAUAGUGUAACAGACAUGCUUGCAUUAACAUUUCAGAUGAUUAUAUAUCACAAUGAAAGAUAGUAAUGAUAACAUGAAAAGUCAAGAAUACUGCACUUGGGACCGAGGGCUGGGGAGAAUACUAUGGGACGGGGAGGGGGGAACACUAUGGGACAGGGAGGUGGAAAGAACACCAUGGACGGGGGUGGGGAGAAGAACACCAUGGGACGGGGUGGGGAGAAGAACACCAUGGGACGGGGUGGGGAGAAGGAAAGAAAGAACACCAUGGGACGGGGGGGGGGGGAGAGAGGGGUGAGGAACAUUAAUGUGGAGGGACUAAGGUACAGGGAAGGGAAAAUUGAAGUUUUUCAUAUUAGAUUCAUUAAAAAGUCUAAUAUUAGAAGAAAAAUAAUUUAAAAUCAUUUGGGGGAAAAAGGUCAUUUUUGGUUUUCGGCCAAAGGCAUCCUGAAUUUUCGGUUUCGGCCCAGAAUUUUCAUUUCGGUGCAUCCCUAGAGCAAACAGAUUUUUUGGAAAGUUUUGCCCGUUUGCCUGGUCUCCCACCGGGCGCCUGGUCUCCUCUGUAGACACGUUUAAGACAUCUUUCUUCUGCAGAGCUUCAGAAGUCUGCUGCUGAUUUUGCCACUCAUCCAUUGGCAGAGAGUGUCAGCUAAUCGCUCUUGGCCAAUGAAUUGUCCUCUGCACAGAAUUCACAUCAGUAUCAAAGCGAAUUAAAUCAGUGUGCCGUGUUUUUAUAGUAAAAUGCUGCACGUACGGACACCAAGCACCAUGACUACUUCAAAUGGUCAUGGUACUUAGAGUAACCCUUUAAUUAUCCAGUUCUUUGACAUUGUCUAUUAAAUAUAAGUUUAGUCUUGGAUUACCACCUGCAGAAAUUAUUUUUAGGUUUCCUGAUGUGUGAAACAUAUGGUUGUGUUGUAUUUAUCCCCUGCUCUGUACCAGACUAUUGUCUGUUUCUGGCUUCAUGCAAACUGUAGAUGCUACUGUAAUUUAUGCUGUAUAAACAAGGUGUUGGUACAGUAAAAGGAACACUGUAACAUUAGUCCGAACAGUACAAUAUCUUGUCUAGGUGUGUGCCAGUCAAUAAAAACCCAUCUACGCGUGAGUACUUGUUAUGGACCUGAGAGAAGUGUGUGUGUAUAGUCUUUUCCCCAGGGAGAAGAACCCUCCAAAUGUCAUAUAAGUUGUGCAUUUCCAAUAACUCAAAGCUUUGCCAGGAACGUUGUGCACAUUGUGGAGUUUAGAUACCUGUGGUAGAGAAAUCUCCACAGAUGAGCGUUAUGCCCUGUUGGAUUGGUGAAAGUUUGGACAACAUUUUGUGGACGAAAUUUCUUUGAUCAGAGUUUGGGGCUUAUAGUUUCCCCGUGGUGUAGACCAUAUCUACCUUCUGUAUCUAAAACAUCUUUGUGUGAUAUGAAGGAGACCUGAUUGCUAUUGAGUAUUGAAAUUCCCUUUGACAUCGAUUUUGCACGGCGUGGAAUUGGAAGGGAUAUUCAUUCAGCCAUAGGAAAGGUGGCCUUUAAAAAUGAGGUUUGCAAUGCCGACGUAGGAGAGUGUGGUAUGUAUGGGCUUGGAAUGGGAAUAGCUCAACUCCCAGGGCCUGGAUGUAGGCCCACAGGUAAUAGGAAGUAAUAAGCAAAAAUACAAAACAAUAGUAGAAAACUUAGCCACAAAUUGGGUACAAUGUGGAAGCGUGGUUCUCUAGGAAGAUCGAUAAAAGAAAACUUCAACAAGCCUGUGGCAAACUCUGUAUUAUUCCCUUCGGUUGCCCGUGCCUAUCUCCAUAUUUCCCAAAUUGAUCUGUACCCCCUUGUUCCUGGACCGAAUGGAGCGUGUGUAGUCUCCCCUUUUAUAUCCUUCGUACACAGAUCACCCCUCGAUCAUUAACUUUAACAAAAAAAAAAAAAAUAGUUCAAGUGCUUUUCCUGUGUGGCCGCCAUUCGUAUAACCGAACACACAUGCUCUAGUGAAUGGCGGCCAUUUUGUUUCCUGAACGUAGGCAGCAGGACAUGGUCGUCUAGUGUCUGGAACUCUGGGCCUGCUACGCGAGCCCGCAAACUCCAGAGAAACUUGUACCGCUGCUCGUUCCUCUCCCAGGCAAGUUAGGAGAACGGUAGGAGCCGCGCGCGCAUUCAGCCAGUUCGUAGGACAUUUACAAUGCUUUCCUAUGGACGCUGGCGUCUACUCACUGUGAUUUUCACAGUGAGAAGCACGCAAGCGCCCCUAGCGGCUGUCAAGAGACAGCCACUAGAGGCUGGAUUAACCAUAUUAUAUAUAUAGUUUCUCUGAAACUGUUAUGUUUAUAAAAAAAAAAAAAAAAAAAAAGGGUUAAUCCUAGAUGGAUCUGGCACCCAGACCACUUCAUUAAGCUGAAGUGGUCUGGGUGCCUAUAGUGGUCCUUUAAGAACGGUCAUGAUGCAAUUGCUUACUACAAACCAGGCAAUGGUGGUGGUUCAUGGAUCUAAACCUAUUAACUAAAGUGAGAAUGCAAAGUGAAUUUCAAGGUCAAAAUAGCUGAAUUUGAAGCAUUCUCUAAGUCAGCUAUGUCUUCAGUUUGGCUACUUUGACCUUAAAUGUUAAGUUUAUUUUAAAUACCCACUUGGUGAAUAAUCCAGUUAGUCUACAAUUUAAUGGAUGAAAAGUAAAGUUGUGAAGUUGAUGAUCUGUUUUGUAAAACUUCUCAUGUAGCCCACAGCAGUAUAAAGGACUGGAAUAGUUAUACAUUCCAAUUUCCCAAGUAUGAAAAGUGAGAUAAAAAAAAAUCAAGUGAUUAGCAUUUCACAAUUCAAAAUUCGCUACAUUAUUUAACUAGUCCAAAAGUUCUCAGCCUGUUACCAUGACAACUGCAUCCGCGGUUUGUCUAAGCUGAAGCAAAUGUAUAAAAUCUAGGUCUCCUAGCGAAGAAAAAUUUGUAUGGUGUUGAGUAAGUGAGGCUGAAUAUUUAAACACACAUCUGUAUACACCAGACAAGGCUUGCUUUCUUCUGAUAAAUUCUGUUUUAUCAUAAAAUAUAAUUGUAUUCUUCUAUUCUGCACAUAGGGGAUUAUUAAGAGGAAAAAAUGCAAUGUUGCCCUCUCUCUUCUGUUAUGGCAGACACAUCAGUAAAAAAAAUCUGUUGAGUGUGCAGCCAUUAAUUACAACUGCAAACAAAUGGCAAUUGUGGGAGUAUGUGUUUGUGCAUCUGUGAACCAUUGUGUCUACUCAGAUAUAUCUUUAGCGUCUUGGAGGGAAUAUUUGUACACAAUAUAAAUAUAUUAUAAACCGUAUAAAGAGAGUUGCCGACCUUCAAUAAACAUUGCAUGGGGGUCUCAUUCUUUAUAAAUGGACGGGUGAGAUUGAUGGGGAUUGGUACUUGUAACAACCUCUUGGUGAUUCUAAUAAAGAGUGAUGGAUACGUUUUUAAGCUUGUUGCAUGAAGAUGAACUUGAUUAGGUCAGUUUUCAAAGAGUAUCUUAAAGGGACACUCUACUGCCCAAGUACAAAAUAAAUAAAAAUCACUCUUUAGUAGAUAUACACCAAAAGAAAACUUGCAUGCAUUUAAUAAUGUAUUUUUUUUUCAUUGGAAAUAUACCUAAAACAGCAUGCAAAAACUGCAGAUCUCUUGUCUGCUGCCUUUGCAAGCUCUCCCCUUCUAACUCCACCCAGACUUUCUGUGGCUGUCCAAUCUCAGACUUUCCAAUACAGCUCAAUGAGAAAUCUUUGUAAGGCAGGUGCUCUGGGCAAUUGCUGCCUCUUGAGGUCAGCUGCAUUGAGCUAACAAAACCAGGAAGUAGCAUCACCUGUUGUCUGCUUAAAGGCCAAGGGGGUGUAACCAGGUUAUUUUAUAAAAGUGUCAAUAUCUAUUGAAAUCUGCAUUUUUUUGCAAAAUGAAAAAAUAGGACACACUCUUUACACAUAAAGCUUUUCAGCAAGCUAAAGCUGUUUAGGGUUCCGGAGUGCCCCUUUAAGAUAUGGAGGUUGGCUGAAUGUCUGACUUCACAUGUUGCAGGAGGGAAGGCUAUAAACCAGAAGCUGUAUGAGAAAAGUCUUAUUAAAAUGUAAACAAAAGUGAAAUACAUUAAUACCAAAUGUGUUAUAUGUGAAGGUGUGUUUGGAGAUGCAGAGUUAGAUUUAUGGAAAAAUUGCUAAAAGUGUUUGUAUGCAUCCUUUGAUAAAGCUUUUUAAAUUGAUCAUGUGCCUAGUGUACUGUGUAUGAUUAUAAAAAACACUGGGUACUUUGGUUCACAUGAAUGUUAAGGUUUUAAGUACUUUUCAAAAUACACCAAUGGGAUCCAUAAUGCUUGCAAAAUGAAAUAUUCAUGUCUGUCUUCUAAUCUCAGAUUGUGCAAUGUUCUCUUUUCUCUGUGUGAAUAGAUUGAUAGAUCACACACACAUACUGUAGAAAUACCCUUUAGUUUCUACUGGCAUUGUUUAACUGACUGACUGACUGACUAUAUUUUGUUACUCAUGCUCCUUGCAGAUGGUUGACCCAACCUUGGCAGAAAUGGGAAAGAACCUUAACGAAGCCAUGAAAAUGUUGGAAGAGAAUCCGAGGUACUGUGUUUCAUGAAAAAUAGAAUGCCCUAUAAAACUAAUGCCAGCUCAAUCAUUCCACGUACGUAAUUUAUACAGUUGGAUACACCUGCAGGAAAAGGACACCGGACAGAUAAGGCAGUUAAACAAAGCUGUAAAACUGCUUUGUGCACUUUGUCAUGUGCUUUGUUUCCUGGUUUCCACUCCUUUGAGCCGACAAACAGGUUUCUCUAAGCCUGCAUGACCUCUCGUAUUAACCUUAAGGGCUUCUUCAUACAGUUGCAAGAAAAAGUAUGUGAACCCUUUGGAAAGAUAUGGAUUUCUGCACAAAUUGGUCAUAAAAUGUGAUCUGAUCAUCAUCUAAGUCACAACAAUAGACAAUGACAGUCUGCUUAAACUAAUAACACACAAAGAAUGAAAUGUUGCCAUGUUUUUAUUGAACACACCAUGUAAACAUUCACAGUGCAGGUGGAAAAAGUAUGUGAACCUUUGGAUUUAAUAACUGGUUGAACCUCCUUUGGCCGCAAUAACUUCAACCAAACGUUUCCUGUAGUUGCAGAUCAGAUGUGCACAACGGUCAGGAGUAAUUCUUGACCGUUCCUCUUUACAGAACUGUUUCAGUUCAGCAAUAUUCUUGGGAUGUCUGGUGUGAAUCGCUUUCUUGAGGUCAUGCCACAGCAUCUUAAUCGGGUUGAGGUCAGGACUCUGAUUGGGCCACUUCAGAAGGCGUAUUUUCUUCUGUUUAAGCCAUUCUGUUGUUGAUUUACUUCUAUGCUUUGGGUCAUUGUCCUGUUGCUACUCAUCUUCUGUUGAGCUUCAGCUGGUAGACAGAUGGCCUUAAGUUCUCCUGCAAAAUGUCUUGAUAAACUUGGGAAUUCAUUUUUCCUUCGAUGAUAGCAAUCCGUCCAGGCCCUGAAGCAGCCCCAAACCAUGAUGCCCCCCACCACCAUACUUCACAGUUGGGAUGAGGUUUUGAUGUUGGUUUGCUGUGCCUUUUUUCGCCACACAUAGUGUUGUGUGUUUCUUCCAAACAACUCAACUUUGGUUUCAUCUGUCCACAGAAUAUUUUGCCAGUACUGCUAUGGAACAUCCAGGUGCUCUUGUGCAAACUGUAAACGUGCAGCAAUGUUUUGUUUGGACAGCAGUGGCUUCCUCUGUGGUAUCCUCCCAUGAAAGGACACUCCUAGGGAGAGUAGCAGCAGUGCUGAACUUUCUACAUUUAUAGACAAUUUGUCUUACCGUGGACUGAUGAACAGCAAGGCUUUUGGAGAUACUUUUAUAACCUUUUCCAGCUUUAUGCAAGUCAACAAUUCUUAAUCGUAGGUCUUCUGAGAGCUCUUUUGUGCGAGGCAUCAUUCACAUCAGGCAAUGCUUCUUGUGAAAAGAAAACCCAGAACUGGUGUGUGUUUUUUAUAGGGCAGGGUAGCUGUAACCAACACCUCCAAUCUCAUCUCAUUGAUUGGACUCCAGUUGGCUGACCAUCUCACUCCAAUUAGCUCUUGGAGAUGUCAUUAGUCUAGGGGUCCACAUACUUUUUCCACCUGCACUGUGAAUGUUUACAUGGUGUGUUCAAUAAAAACAUGGCAACAUUUCAUUAUUUGUGUGUUAUUAGUUUAAGCAGACUGUGAUUGUCUAUUGUUGUUACUUAGAUGAUGAUCAGAUCACAUUUUAUGACCAAUUUGUGCAGAAAUCCAUAUCAUUCCAAAGGGUUCACAUACUUUUUCUUGCAACUGUAUGUUAAAAGGAAAUCAUUUGUCAAAAUCAGUUUCUUCUAAGGUGUUGCAACUAUCUUUAAUUAUUUGUUCCAUUUUAAUAUCCACAUUGUUUUCCAUCUAGCAGUAUUUUCGUGUUUUAAGUGAGCAAAAAGUUAGUAACAAAUAAUUUUCUCAAAUGUUUACUGACCAUUUUGAAGUGUCGGGUUCAACUAAAUUAAAAAAGAAAAAAAAACUGUAACAUUUAGUGGGCAUUUCAAACACUAUGCAGAGGACACCUCCGUGGGUAUAAUUGUAGUUUAAAAAUAAAGGACCACUGGAAGCACCAUUAACCACUUCAACAGAUUGAAGUGGUUAUAGUUCCUGGAGUCUCUAGGUGCUUAGUCCUGCAUCACCACUAAAUGGUUCAGUAAAGAUUUGCUGUCUCCGGCAGCCUGAAGCUCAGCCUCCAAUGAUUAUAUGCCAGAGGCGAAGCUUUGCUUCCACCACGUGCCAUACCAAAGAUUGGGGAUGUCAAUUGAGUGAACAUGCUCAGCUGAUGCUUGCAGUAUAUCACUGCCCACUACCUAGUCCUUGUAUGGCAUGAAGCGGAACAUAGCCCGACCUUUUCCUUAUCGUCAUUGGAGGCUUGCCGGAGCCGAACAUACGUACUAAACAGAGAGUAAACCGUAUUUGGAAAAAAAACUCUUGACUUUGCCAGUUGAUUGCAGUGAUAUGGAAUUUGUUUUAUUUUGCUUUUAUUCAGGUCAGCAGAUGAUGAAGGGGAUAUCAACAAAUACACGAGGAAGGAUAUCCCUGGGCCACUUCAAGGAAGGUGGGUGAUGGCCAGCAUUGUGGCUAGAAAAAUAUUUGCACAUGGCCAAGAGUGAAAUCUGGGACAACCCAAACAUUACAAACGAGGCAGAUACAGUAGGGAAUAAACUUAUUAAACGGUUCUUUAUUCUUUUAAAAAAACUUUUAAAGGUACACUAAAAGCACCGAAACAACUUUAGCUUAAUGAAGCAGUCUUGGUGUAUAGAUCAUGCCGCUAUAGUCUAACUGCUCAAUUCUUGACCAUUUUGGAAUUAAAUCACUUUGUUAAUGUAGCCCGUGUCACGCCUCCCCUGCUUGAGACCUACAGUCUCCCUACACAUUUUCUGUAAAGAGAAAUCCAAUGUUUAAAUUUCCUUCAUUGCACAGAAUUUAUUAUCUCCUUCUUUGUUAGUAGCCAGCAGGAACCUCCCAUGUGCGAUUAAAGUUAAAUUAACAGAGUUGGAUUUCAAAACUUCUAAAGUAAACACAAAGCUGUCACAUCUGAUUAAAAAUUAAAUAAUUUUUUCAUGUUUGCUGUGUGAGUCAUGGCCAGCGAAGAAGCGCUAGGAAUGCGUUCACAGAAGAAAAAGUGAUUUAACUCCUAAGUGGCAGAGAAAUUAGCAAUGAGACAGCUUUGUGAUUUAUACACAAAGACUGCUUCAUUAUAUAGAGGUGUUUUGGUGCUUAGAGUAUCCCUUUAACUCUUUUAUCUCAAGGAUAUCCUUAUUGCGCAUUCAAUCAGUCCUAUGUACAUCCACUGCAUCUUGAUUGUAGCAGCAGCAGUUCAUACAUUUACUGCUUGCAGGUACAGUGUAUUAAGUACUAAUAUGAUGAAGGGAUGAGAGAGCCUCAGUCAGUAGACACAAGGAGAUCAGACUGAGGAACGACUGAUGGUUUUCCUGACCGUUAAUAAUCUUUUCUGCUUUCUAGGGGUGUUCAUAAAUGCUACCUUAGUAGACCGCUUAUCUCACAAGCUCUAGAUGUUAACAUCUCAUGUGCCGCCAUUUCCUAAUAGUGAUCUUUUUUUUUUCCCCCAGUGGUCAGGAUAUGGUAAGCAUCCUACAGCUAGUUCAGAACCUCAUGCAUGAAGAGGAUGAAGAGGAGCCUCAAUCUUACCGGUAGGCUUUCUGAACUGGUUAAUUUAAAAAGACAAUCUGUGAGAAGCACUGCGUUUUUUAUUUUUUUAUUUGAUCUAAAAGUUUGCUUUCUAAACUUGCAGAAGUUUUUAUCUGGAUGAAAGUUGGUGUGUUUUAUCAUUACUCCUAUUUGUAAUCGUUUAAGGUUCUAACAUUUUACUGCUGGACAAACAAAUACACUAUUACACAAUCCUUCUGGUUCUAGAACAAUUUACAGUUUGUUUUAACAUGAAUUCACACAUUUUCCAUGGAAUACAUUCUAUGCACUACACUAGGCAAGCGUAUCACAUCGGAGCUUUUUUCCCCCAUUAAUUAUAAAAUGUCCAGCAAUUUGCAGUUGAAAGUGUGUGCAGUGCAAUUUCUGUAUUGGCAAGAGGAUUAAUUGUUGUUCUGCCUAAGAUAAAUAAUGCUUGUGCCUCAAAGGACAUUGCAUUGUGUACUAAGGGACUGACUACUAUUUACCAGCUGAACAAAAUCUCUAGAAAGUUUGUGACUGUCUAUUAGAGCAAUUCCUUUCAUUGUGUUAUUUUGCAGUCAAUAGAUUCUGUAUAUAUUUUUCAUUAAAGGGACACUAUAGUCACCAGAACAACUACAGCUUAAUGUAGUUGUUCUGGUGAGUAUAAUAGCUCCCUUCAGGCGUUUUUAUGUAAACAAUGCCUUUUAAGAGAAAAGGCAGUGUUUACAUUGCCCCUAGGGACACCUCCAAGUGGCCACUCCUCAGAUAGCCACUAGAGGUGCUUCCUGGCUCAGUGCUAUACAGUAGGCAGCAGUGCCGUUCAGCAUCUCCACGCUCUGCAUGGGGAAUUUCCCUUAUAAAGAUUAAUUGAUUCAAUGCAUCUCUAAGAGGAGGUGCUGAUUGGUCAAAAUGUCAUUUUGCCCCUCCCCCUAGCCGAUUUUAGCCAAUCCAAAGCUUUCCCCAUGGAUUGGCUAAAAAUCGGCAAUCCUGAUGAUGUCACCAAGGGGGCAGGGCCAGUGCCGGCUGACCUGCACGGCGCUGGAAAUAAGGUGAGUUUUUCAUGCUUUUAAGGAGCGUAAGGGGGGGGGGCUAGCCACCUUACUGCAUUUUCAGUGUCAGUUGUUGACCAAGCCAACUCCAGAUCCUUUGAUAAGUCAAAACAGUGCUUUAUGAAUUGAUGGUUUGAAUUGCAUACCAACCAUAUGACAGGUUGGCCAUUUACAAAUGAGAUCCCCCAGAGCACAUCGAAUUAAAAUGGUUAAACCAUGACUUUACAUGAGAUAAUUCUGUUUGUCACUUACAUUGAGCUCCAUAGCUGGUUGUAAUAAGAUGUCUUCUAACAAUUUAUAUUUCUGUGAUUUUAGGCGAAUUCAGAAUGUUGGAGAACAGGGACACAUGGCCCUGCUAGGACACAGCUUAGCUGCUUAUAUCUCUGUACUGGGCAGGGAGCGAUUAAGGAAGCUGACCACCAGAAUUCUGUCUGACACAACACUGUGGCUAUGUAGGCUAUUCAGGUAAAUGUGCAUUACAAAGCCUAACACAUAUCUGUAUUGUUAAGGCACUAGGUAGGAUACAAGGGCCAGACUGCUGCUAAAUCACACACUAUUCCAAGUGAAAAAGAAUUGAGGGGUUUUUUUUUUUACUAAUGCUAUGUUACCUGAACAAAAUCCACUAAUCAGACAAAUACUAAAUAUCUAAUAGCUUGAUCUGUGAACAGAACAUUUGUCAAGUAUUCGACACUAUAAAAUAUAAGUUUAGCUUAAGAUGUACUCCUGGACAUAUUUCCAUGCAAAUAAAAGAUAAAAUAUUUUAUGUGUAUGUAGGUCUAUGUAUGUCUUUGUAUCUUUUUUGUAUAUCCAUAUGUACAUGUACAGCAUCUACAUAACAUAAAGUACUUUAGAAAAAUAGACGGCAACUAUGAAAGCAUUUCAACUACCCUUCCAGCAUUCAGUGCUAAGUAUGUAAAUAAGCAAAAAUCACAUUGUCACCUACAUAUAUCCAAACCCACAUUACUUUAGAUCCAUUUUGCAGUGACCUGCUGUUUUAGACCAAAGAACAAAACAUGUUGUACCAAUGUACAGGCUAGGCUCUCUGUGAACAAAUUAUCAGCCUUAAAAAGCACCAUUGCACCUUUCUGGGACUAUUCAAUGUAGUGUUUGUCUUUGGUUCUUUGAAACUUUGAGAUCAAAAAGUGAUAAAAGAAUCUUGCAGUUGAUUUAAGUGACUUCUCAAGAAUACGUUUACUUAUCAUAGUGCAGGAAUUGAUUCUCUUUUCAAAUAAAUACUUAUAUCUUCAGUAAUGCAUUACAUAUCAAGGUAAACAUUGGCAAGAAUAUCAGUAGAGUGCAUAAUCCAUAAAUAUGACGGUAUGGAUAGUUUUAUACGGAAAUAUUUUUUUUUUUUAAAGAUACGAAAAUGGUUCGGCUUAUUAUCACGAGGAUGAUCGCGAAGGUCUUCUUAAGGUGUGCAGGCUUGUUAUACAUUCCCGCUACGAAGAUUACACAACGGAAGGAUUCAGUGUUUUAUGUAACAGACAGCCUGUUAUUUACAUUAGUGCUGCUUCAAGGCCAGGACUCGGCCAGUCUCUUUGUAAUCAGGUAAUUUGGAACCAUUAACCCCAGUUUUCUAGUUAUGAUUUUUUAUGCGACUGUUAGAAGAAAUCUUCUAACACCAAACUGAUAUUCAAAUAGUUAAAGGACCACUAUAGUCACCCAGACCACUUCAGCUCAAUAAAGUGGUCUGGGUGCCAGGUCCCCCAGGUUUUAACCCUUCAGAUGUAAACAUAGCAGUUUCAGAGAAACUGCUAUGUUUACAUUGCAGGGUUAAUCCAGCCUCUAGUGGCUGUCUUCCUGACAGCCGCUAGAUGCGCUUCUGCGACGCUGAAUGCGUAAAUCGCAUUCAGUGUGCAGAACAUAUAUAGGAAAGCAUUGAGAAAUUGAGAAAUGCUUUCCUAUGGGCUUUUUUAAUGCGCGCGCAGCUCUGGCUGCUGACGUCGGAGUGGGAGGGGGGGGAACCUAAGGGUUAUAUAGUGUCAGGAAAACAAUUUGUUUUCCUGACACUAUAGUGAUCCUUUAAGAAAUAGACCUGUGUUAUAAUUGUAUGUAAGAACACACUUAUUAUUAAAGGCAAAUUGUCACUUGCUAGUAUUACACAGUUGUAAUUGAAAAAUAAUAAUAAUACUAAAAUCUAAGAAUAACACAGAGAUCUGAAUAUAUAUAUAAGUUAGACUCUGAUUGUAAUAGGGAUGAAACCCAGAAAUAUAGUAAUAUAUACAAAAUAAACUCUGAUUGGGUGAUAAUAUAUAAACCUAUUCCUAGCGCACGUCUGCGCAAGAGGAAUAAAAAAAGAAAAGAAAUGGGGGUGAGGGGGGUGGAGAGGAAGGUAAAAGAAUUCCAAUUACAGAAAGUGGAAAAGAUAGAAAAAUAAAUAAGGUAGCGUGUUAGAAUGCUCCUGCAUACAGAAUCCUAGUACGUGUGGCUAGAUAUAUGUGAUCACACCUCUAUGGGGCUGUGAACACACCCAUAGAGGUGUGAUCACAUAUAUCUAGCCACACGUACUAGGAUUCUGUAUGCAGGAGCAUUCUAACACGCUACCUUAUUUAUUUUUCUAUCUUUUCCACUUUCUGUAAUUGGAAUUCUUUUACCUUCCUCUCCACCCCCCCAUUUCUUUUCUUUUUUUAUUCCUCUUGCGCAGACGUGCGCUAGGAAUAGGUUUAUAUAUUAUCACCCAAUCAGAGUUUAUUUUGUAUAUAUUACUAUAUUUCUGGGUUUCAUUCCUAUUACAAUCAGAGUCUAACUUAUAUAUAUAUUCAGAUCUCUGUGUUAUUCUUAGAUUUUAGUAUUAUUAUUAUUUUUCAAUUAUUUUCAAUAAAUUUGCUUUUUUAUUUUUUGGACCUUGUGGUCCCUUUUAGAUGAGCCUGUAUUCCACACAUUUAGUGUAAUAGUUUCAGGCCUCGACUAGUCCUCCUUGAAGGUACACACUUCGUUUGUUUUGUAUUCAUUUCUACUAGGGGUUAUCCCCCUUUCACUGUGUACCUUGGCUGUCUUCCAAAAACGUUUCCCCUACACAGUUGUAUUCCUAACACUAAACGUGUUCCUAUGCACCGCUCCUGCCCCCUCUUCCCUCCCACUGACAAAGCGUUAAAACCCCCCCAAAAUUGAAUUAAUGGAAAGGAACAAUCAUGUAGAUCCGAUCAAUAUCUCUUCCCACUUUAUAGUACAAGACAGUAAUGCAAAUAUGAUGCAAAGAACUUAAUGUAUUGUGUUAUUUAAUAAUACGGUAUGUCUUGCAGCUCGGACUUCCUCUCUCCUGCCUCUGCCGUGUGCCUUGUAAUACCAUGUUUGGAUCCCAGCAUCAGAUGGUAAUCAACUGUUAACAGAAUGCUCGUACCUAUUUGCAUAUUUCAUUAAAAUAUCUUUGUUUACCUGUACAUAAGUUGAAUGAAGGGUGAAAAUUCAAUAUAAGAUAGUCUAUUUAAAGAUAAAAAGGAGUCCCCUUAAAGGGUGGCAGUAAAUAGGUGUUAGGAAGGAUAUAAUAAACAUCAUGAAUAUAAUGUCAACUUUAUUGUUAGUUAUGUUUUGUGUGUGUAAGUGUGUAAUAUUAGCUCAGUAGAAGAGAGAAAAGUGAACGCUAUUCUAUCUUAUGCAUCUGAUACUUCCUUUCUGUACUGAAAGGUUGGAAAUAUUUUCUGCGGAGAACAUGAAUAAUGUUUAAUAAGGAGCUAGAGCUAUAAGUAUUGAAAUACUUUUUGAAUGUCUUCCUGUAUUUAUCUUUGUAUGUAUUUUAUUGUCUAUGUAAUAUUUUAUAUGUAUGUAUAAUACAUGUUAAAAAAGGAAAAAAAUCCAAAAAAAAAAGACAGGUUUUAGUACUAAUAAUAAAACAAAAAGUUCUGUGUGAUGGUUCUAUUAUUACGUUUUUUGGGGGAUAACAUUAAUAAAAAAAAAAAAGAAAAAAAAAAAGUUGCAUGAAGGUUAGCUUUAGGGCGCAAGAGGGUUAGUACAAAAAUGGACAAAAUUACUUUGUGAUUUAGCUAUGCUGCUGAGCAGCCAUUUUAAUUUGCUGUAAAGUUUGCGAGAAGUUUUAAUCUUUAUAUUUGGAUAUAAAACAAACGGUUGAAUAUUUUACUGAAACUGCCAUCUUGAUUUCAGGAUGUGGCAUUGCUGGAUCGACUUCUAAAAGAUGACCUUCAGUCUGGAAAAUGUCCUCUUCUGUUGGUGGCCAAUGCUGGUAUGUUACUUUGAUUGGCAUACUUCUUUGUUGUACAUAGCUCCAUUUAUUUGCAAAUGAUGUCAUCUUUGUUAGAAACAAUAUAGCUUGUGCUUAAUAAGCUCCUUCGUGGUAUUUUAUUAGGGAACCAUUACUGCUAAUGUGUGCAUGUGUGGUCAUGUCCACAAAUUCCCCAAGAAAAAAAAAAAAAACAUGAAUAGGGCUAUCACUUACUGAUGUCAACUCUUGUUUUUCCUGAGUGAUACUAAUAAUUGGAUUCUCUCUUUGCUAUGUUUUAUUUUUUCCUGCCUUCCCUGACAUUGAAUCUAUUUUGUUAGAGGCUGUAGAGAGCAUGCUUAAAGAAACAUUUCAAGCACCAUAGCAACUGCAGUGAUUGUCCUCCUCCCCCUUCUUAGUAGUAGAAGUAGUAAAAAACAUUUUAGAAUUGUUUGGCUUCUUACAUGGGGGCCACCAUCUCUUUAGUUGAGCUAAACCUGUCUGUGUAGUGCCUAUAUCAUUGACUGAGAGCAAUCACUCGACACCCUUAGCCACUGAGCACUGCAGAGCUUAGUUAUGGAGAGCUAACGGAAGCUCCUGAUGUAGUGCAGGUGGGAAGCGGAGCAAGGCAAACCCCAGAUAAGAACUUGCAAUGGAGGUGCCAGGGCACUCCUGUAGUGGUUACGGUGCUUGGAGUGUUCCUUUAAUUACAUUCAUUGAUCUGCAAAUACAUGGUUUCUUCCCUACAGAGAUAACUGGAAACCAUGAAUGCAUGUAAAAUAGAUUCACAGUCCUCUUAAAUUAAAUAGAUGACCUCAGUAUUCUUCUUUUUAUGAAUAUCUACCAUUUAUUUAUAUGGUGAAAAUGUAUGUUUUUCCUGUGUGGCAGGAGAAGCAUUGCACAUUUGUGUGCGUUAAGGUCACAAGCGCAAUGCUUCUCCUUUUUGUUUCUAUUUUAAAACAGUCUGGCUGAGAAAUCUGUCACUUCCUGGUUAAAGCAAGCAUCGCCAGCAACAAAGGAAAAGCAGACAUUUUUUAAAACCUCAGUACAUUGAUGCUAAAUGAUAUAUUUAAUAUAACACAGGAUUAUUAAGUAAACUGAGAGAAUUCACAGUUAAUUGCAAAUUGAAGGCCAGAAUAGCCAAACUGGAAAAAUUCUGUAAAUCAACUAAGUUUCCAGUUCUGCAGUUUUGGCCUUUGUAUCAGAAAAUCACCUUCUGAUCUUACUUUGGUGAAUAGCCCUAUUAGUGUUCAUGUAGUCAUCCAUCUGCUAGACAGAAACUCCAUAAUUUCCAGGGAUGAUCGUAGUCAUAGUCCUCAGCUAGCAAGCUGUAGGUUUAACAAAUAUACACUAAUGAUUUAUUUAUUUUUAAAUAAAACCAAACAAAACCGAAACUGCUAUUGUGAAUCACAAGACAUGCAGUGUAGUUAAACAUUUCUCCUAUGUGGUGUAUUUCGAAAAUUGGGCAGACUAGAUGGGCCAAAUGGUUCUUAUCUGCCGUCACAUUCCAUGUUUCUAUGUGUAUUACACCACACUAUAGAGCACUUUACAGGUACCUUGAAAACAGGACUGUGGAAGGAAUGCUCAGCAGCUGCUGCCUCCCAUUGAUUGGUCCAAAUCUUAAUCAUUAUGUGCUGUGGAGGGAAGGGUGUUUCAUCACUUGUCUCUCCAGUAAUAUCUUUUUUAGGCAUUUAUUGGGAUAUUUAUUUAUUAUUAUUUGCAAAUACUAAUCUUUUCUCCAGUUUGUGAAUGUAUUUAUUAAGGUAAUUUUUGUGUUUUAUUUUCUUUAAGGUACACCAGGUGCAGGACACACAGACAAGCUAGCAAGACUGAAAGAGCUUUGUAAUCAGUACAAUAUAUGGCUGCACGUGGAAGGGUAUGAUGUUUGAUGCUUGUACAGUUGUUGUUUUUUUAAGAAAUACUAAACGGACGCUCGAGUUGGAAAUCUAGUUCCUGUUUCCUUUUUUAGCCUAUUUUAUCUAUUUAAUAACAUGACUUGGAAUGUUACCAUUUAAAACAUUGCAGGACAAACGAUACUGGGAACAUGUCACUGUAUUGUGUGCGCGGGAUGACCAUGUGACCUUUCACCAACAAAAAAAAAGUAUAGAUAAAAUAACAUGGGUGUUCUCAGCACAUAAUAUUAGAGUAAUAACUAUAAUUUAAAACUUUUCUUAAUUUAAAAAAAAAUACAUUAACAUUUUUGUAUUAUAACAAAGAGAUGUUUUGUAUUUUGUUUUUCUUAAACUAUUACACGCUAAUCCAAACUGUUACAAAAGUGUCCAUGAAGACCUAAACAUGGGACAGUUGAACUUUGCAUUUAGGUGUGCAUGGUCCCUUGUUUUAAGCCUGUGGCUAAAAACUGACUGCUGUAUUAAUUUCAUUUCUCUACAAGUUAACAUGCAUAAGGGCUGUAUUUAUUGUGCGUGGGAUGUCUGUGGUGUUAGGAGUGUAUGUAGUUGUAUAGUGUAUAUGUGUAGAGCAGUUUGCGAUUUGGCAUAUGUGUGGAAUGUUUGUGGAGUUAUUUGUUGUUUUGAGCGAGUGAUUACGAGCUGCCUGCUGUUGUGUAUGUGUGUACGAAGUUUGUGGUAUUUAUCUGUGUGGGACUAUCUAUGAUAUUGUUUAUCUAUGUGGACUGUUUGUGUUAUUGUGUGUGGUGAAUGCUGUCGUUGGUGUUUGGGUGUAUUUGAACUGCUUGUAGUAUUGUGUGUGUGUGGGCUGCGUACAAUGUUAAAUGUGUGUAGGUUGCUUGUAGUACUUGUAUGUGUAAUGUGGGCUGUCUGUGGAAUUGUGGGGGGGAGUUGGGGUUGCCUUCAAUGCAAGUUUUUGUGUGUGUGGCUGCCUGUAUUGUUGUGUGGGGACUGUGUGUAUAAGUUUUUAUAAAGGCUUUGUUAUGCCCCUUUCAUUCUUGCAUACUUGUUGCCAGUGAGGGAAUCAUGAAUCCUUAUUUCCUGAUGGUCUGAUAGUUGCAGAUCAUGGUCUGCACCUUUUAUUCCACUCUUUCUCCACUCCAGCACCUUUCCAGAGAGAGAGAACAUUUUCAUGGUAGACUUCAACAACGUUUUGACUCUCCAAGGAGAUUGGAGGGGGUGUCUGCACUUGUUGGGGGUGCAUACCAUAGGCACUCUUACACUCACAGAGAAAAGCCCUCCAGACCAGCUGGGGAAAUCCUCUGAUCUCCCCAGUUGGCCUAUUUGAGUCUGGCAGCCUUUCAUGCUACGAGAAGGCACCCCAUGUGCCAUAGUUUGCCGACCCCUAAUCUAUUAUAUUGCCUACUAGUUGUAUUAAAUACUACGACAGAUGCAAAUAUGGAUAGAUAUGAAGGACCUAAAUUCAAAUUUUUGUCAUUUGUGCUAGAUUAAAGAGGGGGAUUUGCUAAAUGCUUGACUAUAAUUUAUGCAACAAACAGCAAAUUUGUCUUCUGGACAGCCACAAGAAGCACUUCCUCCUCCUCUCGAACCCAGUGAAACUCUUGGAAUCAAAUGCUACUCCUUUGGCAGUUUGGCCUUGCAUGUCUAGUUCCAAUCCAUUGCUUCUCCUUGACAAGCAGUGGAUUGGAGGAGAUUGCGGAUAAUGUAGAUAUGAAAAUUCUGUGUACGUUGAAGCUCACAGGCCUCGAUUUACAAUGUAUGUAUAUAUGUGGGCUUAUAUAUGUUAGCCUUCUCAAAAGCCUGUUAAAGUGGAAUCAUUUUCUGAAUCUUGUACUCAUUCUAUUGCUCCAUGUUUUUACAUUUCUGGAGAGUUUUUAUCAAAACCAAUAAAAGUAUAAUUUUUGUAAAAACAAGUAAUUUAAGUAAUUUAAACUGCUUAUAGUCUCCCAGGUUACCCGAACUCUUGAAACUUCUAAGUAAUUGGUAGAAAGAGCAAAAUUGCAUCUACUCAUUAAAUAUUAAUCUGUUGAUUAGAACUUGUUUGAUGAAAACUGCUGAUUUUAUUUCUUUGUUUCUCCUCAGAGUAAAUUUGGCAACCUUGGCUUUAGGAUAUGUUAAUUCUUCAGUUCUGGUGAGUUUCCAACUUUUAUUUCAUACUUGCUUUAAUUUUCUUUUCCUGAUCAUUAUAUAUGGCAGCAUUUACUCAUGGGUUAGCUCCUCCCCUCACAGCAGAAAGGACAGGAAAUAGAACUCUGAAACUGGUAUAAAUAGAUCCUCCCCUUCCCAUCAGGCAGUCUUUGUAACUAGCUUCACAACUCUGAAAGAAUAUCAGGAUCAACCAUAGAAAUUGUGGCAACUAACUAACAUAUAGUGGAAACCUAUAUUGAGGCAGUUUCUUUACAGUAACUCAUACAUUUAACAUAUAGUGGAAACAUAUACCGAGGCACUUUCUUCACAGUAACUCAUACAUGUAACAUAUAGUGGAAACAUAUAGGGAGGCAGUUUCUUUCCACUAUAUGCUAUAUGUAUGAGUUACUGUGAAGAAACUGCCUCACUAUAUGUUUCCACUAUAUGUUAUAUGUAUGAGUUACUGUAAAGAAACUGCCUCAGUAUAUGUUUCCACUAUAUAUGUACGAGUUACUGUAAUGAAACUGCCUCAGUAUAUGUUUCCACUAUAUGUUAUAUGUAUAAGUUACUGUGAAGAUACCGCCUCAGUGUAUGUUCCCACUAUAUGCUAUAUGUAUGAGUUACUGUAAUGAAACUGCCUCAGUGUAUGUUCCCACUAUAUGUUAUAUGUAUAAGUUACUGUGAAGAUACCGCCUCAGUGUAUGUUCCCACUAUAUGCUAUAUGUAUGAGUUACUGUAAAGAAACUGCCUCACUAUAUGUUUCCACUAUAUGUUAUAUGUAUGAGUUACCGUAAAGAAACUGCCUCAGUAUGUUUCCACUAUAUGUUAUAUGUAUGAGUUACUGUGAAGAAACUGCUUCAGUAUAUGUUUCCACUAUAUGUUAUAUGUAUGAGUUACUGUGAAGAUACCGCCUCAGUGUAUGUUCCCACUAUGUUAUAUGUAUGAGUUACUGUGAAAAAACUGCCUCAGUGUAUGUUCCCACUAUAUGUUUUAUGUAUGAGUUACUGUAAUGAAACUGCCUCAGUAUAUGUUCCCACUAUAUGUUAUAUGUAUGAGUUACCGUAAAGAAACUGCCUCACUAUAUGUUCCCACUAUGUUAUAUGUAUGAGUUACUGUGAAGAUACCGCCUCAGUAUAUGUUUCCACUAUAUGUUAUAUGUAUGAGUUACUGUAAUGAAACUGCCUCAGUAUAUGUUUCCACUAUAUGUUAUAUCUAUGAGUUACUGUGAAAAAACUGCCUCAGUGUAUGUUCCCACUAUAUGUUAUAUGUAUGAGUUACUGUGAAGAAACUGCUUCAGUAUAUGUUUCCACUAUAUGUUAUAUGUAUGAGUUACUGUGAAGAUACCGCCUCAGUGUAUGUUCCCACUAUGUUAUAUGUAUGAGUUACUGUGAAAAAACUGCCUCAGUAUAUGUUCCCACUAUAUGUUAUAUGUAUGAGUUACCGUAAAGAAACUGCCUCACUAUAUGUUCCCACUAUGUUAUAUGUAUGAGUUACUGUGAAGAUACCGCCUCAGUAUAUGUUUCCACUAUAUGUUAUAUGUAUGAGUUACCGUAAAGAAACUGCCUCACUAUAUGUUUCCACUAUAUGUUAUAUGUACGAGUUACUGUAAAGAAACUGCCUCAGUAUAUGUUUCCACUAUAUGUUAUAUGUAUGAGUUACUGUGAAGAUACCGCCUCACUAUAUGUUCCCACUAUAUGCUAUAUGUAUGAGUUACUGUGAAGAUACUGCCUCACUAUAUGUUUCCACUAUAUGCUAUAUAUAUGAGUUACUGUAAUGAAACUGCCUCAGUAUAUGUUCCCACUAUGUUAUAUGUAUGAGUUACUGUGAAGAUACCGCCUCGGUAUAUGUUUCCACUAUAUGUUAUAUGUAUGAGUUACUGUAAUGAAACUGCCUCACUAUAUGUUUCCACUAUAUGUUAUAUGUAUGAGUUACUGUGAAGAUACUGCCUCAGUAUAUGUUCCCACUAUAUGUUAUAUGUAUGAGUUACCGUAAAGAAACUGCCUCAGUGUAUGUUUCCACUAUAUGUUAUAUGUAUGAGUUACUGUAAAGAAACUGCCUCAGUGUAUGUUUCCACUAUAUGUUAUAUGUACGAGUUACUGUAAAGAAACUGCCUCACUAUAUGUUUCCACUAUAUGUUAUAUGUAUGAGUUACUGUAAAGAUACUGCCUCACUAUAUGUUUCCACUAUAUGUUAUAUGUAUGAGUUACUGUAAAGAAACUGCCUCAGUAUAUGUUCCCACUAUAUGUUAUAUGUAUGAGUUACUGUGAAGAUACUGCCUCAGUAUAUGUUCCCACUAUAUGUUAUAUGUAUGAGUUACUGUGAAGAAACUGCCUCAGUGUAUGUUCCCACUAUAUGUUAUAUGUAUGAGUUACUGUAAAGAAACUGCCUCAGUGUAUGUUCCCACUAUAUGUUAUAUGUAUGAGUUACUGUGAAGAAACUGCCUCAGUAUAUGUUCCCACUAUAUGUUAUAUGUAUGAGUUACUGUAAAGAAACUGCCUCAGUGUAUGUUUCCACUAUAUGUUAUAUGUACGAGUUACUGUUAAGAAACUGCCUCAGUAUAUGUUUCCACUAUAUGUUAUAUGUAUGAGUUACUGUAAUGAAACUGCCUCAGUAUAUGUUUCCACUAUAUGCUAUAUGUAUGAGUUACUGUGAAGAUACCGCCUCACUAUAUGUUUCCACUAUAUGCUAUAUGUAUGAGUUACUGUAAUGAAACUGCCUCAGUAUAUGUUCCCACUAUGUUAUAUGUAUGAGUUACUGUAAUGAAACUGCCUCACUAUAUGUUUCCACUAUAUGUUAUAUGUAUGAGUUACCGUAAAGAAACUGUCUCAGUGUAUGUUCCCACUAUAUGUUAUAUGUAUGAGUUACUGUGAAGAAACUGCCUCAGUGUAUGUUCCCACUAUAUGUUAUAUGUAUGAGUUACUGUGAAGAUACUGCCUCAGUAUAUGUUCCCACUAUAUGUUAUAUGUAUGAGUUACCGUAAAGAAACUGCCUCAGUGUAUGUUUCCACUAUAUGUUAUAUGUAUGAGUUACUGUAAAGAAACUGCCUCAGUGUAUGUUUCCACUAUAUGUUAUAUGUACGAGUUACUGUAAAGAAACUGCCUCACUAUAUGUUUCCACUAUAUGUUAUAUGUAUGAGUUACUGUAAAGAAACUGCCUCACUAUAUGUUUCCACUAUAUGUUAUAUGUAUGAGUUACUGUAAAGAAACUGCCUCAGUAUAUGUUCCCACUAUAUGUUAUAUGUAUGAGUUACUGUGAAGAUACUGCCUCAGUAUAUGUUCCCACUAUAUGUUAUAUGUAUGAGUUACUGUGAAGAAACUGCCUCAGUAUAUGUUCCCACUAUAUGUUAUAUGUAUGAGUUACUGUGAAGAUACUGCCUCAGUAUAUGUUCCCACUAUAUGUUAUAUGUAUGAGUUACUGUGAAGAAACUGCCUCAGUAUAUGUUCCCACUAUAUGUUAUAUGUAUGAGUUACUGUAAAGAAACUGCCUCAGUAUAUGUUCCCACUAUAUGUUAUAUGUACGAGUUACUGUUAAGAAACUGCCUCAGUAUAUGUUUCCACUACAUGUUAUAUGUAUGAGUUACUGUGAAGAUACCGCCUCACUAUAUGUUUCCACUAUAUGUUAUAUGUAUGAGUUACUGUAAUGAAACUGCCUCAGUGUAUGUUCCCACUAUAUGUUAUAUGUAUGAGUUACUGUAAAGAAACUGCCUCAGUAUAUGUUUCCACUAUAUGUUAUAUGUACGAGUUACUGUGAAGAUACCGCCUCACUAUAUGUUUCCACUACAUGUUAUAUGUAUGAGUUACUGUGAAGAUACCGCCUCACUAUAUGUUUCCACUAUAUGCUAUAUGUAUGAGUUACUGUAAAGAAACUGCCUCACUAUAUGUUUCCACUAUAUGCUAUAUGUAUGAGUUACUGUGAAGAUACCGCCUCACUAUAUGUUUCCACUAUAUGUUAUAUGUAUGAGUUACUGUAAUGAAACUGCCUCAGUGUAUGUUCCCACUAUAUGCUAUAUGUAUGAGUUACUGUGAAGAUACCGCCUCAGUAUAUGUUUCCACUAUAUGUUAUAUGUAUGAGUUACUGUGAAGAUACCGCCUCGGUAUAUGUUUCCACUAUAUGUUAUAUGUAUGAGUUACUGUAAUGAAACUGCCUCACUAUAUGUUUCCACUAUAUGUUAUAUGUAUGAGUUACUGUGAAGAAACUGCCUCAGUGUAUGUUCCCACUAUAUGUUAUAUGUAUGAGUUACUGUAAAGAAACUGCCUCAGUAUAUGUUCCCACUAUAUGCUAUAUGUAUGAGUUACCGUAAAGAAACUGCCUCAGUGUAUGUUCUCACUAUAUGUUAUAUGUACGAGUUACUGUAAAGAUACCGCCUCAGUGUAUGUUCCCACUAUAUGUUAUAUGUAUGAGUUACUGUAAAGAAACUGCCUCAGUAUAUGUUCCCACUAUAUGUUAUAUGUAUGAGUUACUGUAAAGAAACUGCCUCAGUGUAUGUUCCCACUAUAUGUUAUAUGUAUGAGUUACUGUGAAGAAACUUCCUCAGUAUAUGUUCCCACUAUAUGUUAUAUGUAUGAGUUACUGUGAAGAAAGUGCCUUGGUAUAUGUUCCCACUAUAUGUUAUAUGUAUGAGUUACUGUGAAGAAACUGCCUCAGUAUAUGUUCCCACUAUAUGUUAUAUGUAUGAGUUACUGUGAAGAAACUGCCUCAGUAUAUGUUCCCACUAUAUGUUAUAUGUAUGAGUUACUGUAAAGAAACUGCCUCAGUAUAUGUUCCCACUAUAUGUUAUAUGUACGAGUUACUGUUAAGAAACUGCCUCAGUAUAUGUUUCCACUAUAUGUUAUAUGUAUGAGUUACUGUGAAGAUACCGCCUCACUAUAUGUUUCCACUACAUGUUAUAUGUAUGAGUUACUGUGAAGAUACCGCCUCACUAUAUGUUUCCACUAUAUGUUAUAUGUAUGAGUUACUGUAAUGAAACUGCCUCAGUGUAUGUUCCCACUAUAUGUUAUAUGUAUGAGUUACUGUAAAGAAACUGCCUCAGUAUAUGUUUCCACUAUAUGUUAUAUGUACGAGUUACUGUGAAGAUACCGCCUCACUAUAUGUUUCCACUACAUGUUAUAUGUAUGAGUUACUGUGAAGAUACCGCCUCACUAUAUGUUUCCACUAUAUGCUAUAUGUAUGAGUUACUGUAAAGAAACUGCCUCACUAUAUGUUUCCACUAUAUGCUAUAUGUAUGAGUUACUGUGAAGAUACCGCCUCACUAUAUGUUUCCACUAUAUGUUAUAUGUAUGAGUUACUGUAAUGAAACUGCCUCAGUGUAUGUUCCCACUAUAUGCUAUAUGUAUGAGUUACUGUGAAGAUACCGCCUCAGUAUAUGUUUCCACUAUAUGUUAUAUGUAUGAGUUACUGUGAAGAUACCGCCUCGGUAUAUGUUUCCACUAUAUGUUAUAUGUAUGAGUUACUGUAAUGAAACUGCCUCACUAUAUGUUUCCACUAUAUGUUAUAUGUAUGAGUUACUGUGAAGAAACUGCCUCAGUGUAUGUUCCCACUAUAUGUUAUAUGUAUGAGUUACUGUAAAGAAACUGCCUCAGUAUAUGUUCCCACUAUAUGCUAUAUGUAUGAGUUACCGUAAAGAAACUGCCUCAGUGUAUGUUCUCACUAUAUGUUAUAUGUACGAGUUACUGUAAAGAUACCGCCUCAGUGUAUGUUCCCACUAUAUGCUAUAUGUAUGAGUUACCGUAAAGAAACUGCCUCAGUAUAUGUUUCCACUAUGUUAUAUGUAUGAGUUACUGUGAAGAAACUGCCUCAGUGUAUGUUCCCACUAUAUGUUAUAUGUACGAGUUACUGUAAAGAUACCGCCUCAGUGUAUGUUUCCACUAUAUGUUAUAUGUAUGAGUUACUGUAAAGAUACCGCCUCGGUAUAUGUUUCCACUACAUGUUAUAUGUAUGAGUUACUGUGAAGAAACUGCCUCACUGUAUGUUUCCACUAUAUGCUAUAUGUAUGAGUUACUGAUGCAGUUUCUUCACAGUAACUUGGGCAUAUAAUGGACACAAGUACAUAGACUGUCUUCACACCAGCUCGCUUACAGAGAGGCUAACUUGGUCUCAUAUGCUGAUUUAGAUAAGCAAGAAGAUACAAACAAUAUAUUAUCUUGCACUCUCUGAAAGAAGUUUGCUUAUCUACUGAACUGCACAGGUAACUGCAAUCAAUUCCACAUGCCGUGUUAGGAAGUAUCUGCAUGGACGUUUAAACAAAUAUACAAAUGUGUUCAAUAAGUCACCUCGGAAAGCCUUCUCUUACUGUAUGUAUUGGCUUAUUCUCUGUUAUCAGGACUGUGGUAUUCAGACAGACUUUAUAUAGCCAGGGUAUCCAUUAGCAGCAUUAUUUUGUAAAAUGCAUCAUUAAAUAUAUAAACUUACAUUAAUGCUCACCACAAACCUCCUAAAUGUGACCUAUUUGUUAGAAUGUAAGCAACUUGGAGGAACUGAAUGAAUAGAAACCCAGGUACUUAUAGCCUUUAAUCUAAAUUACUAAUGUACUUAUCUGACAUGGAAAAGCAUACUAAACCGAGUUCUAUUUCCUGUCCUUUCUAAUGGGAAGAGCUAACCCUUAAAUAAGUAAUAUGUAAAUGCUGCCCUGUUUGCUCAUGAAAUAGGUAUAUGUAUGUAACCAUAUAUGUUUGUGUGUGUGUGUGUAUGCAUGUGUAUAUAGGUAUAUUACUUAGCAAGUCCUUAUAUUAUUGAUUCAUAGCAUUAAGAGUUGCUUUGCAGUAGGCUCAGUGUUUUUAUUGCUUGUAUAGCUGUGUUAUCUCAAGGUGUGCGAUUUACUGCAAACAACGUGUCCAGGAAAUGCAUGUUUUAGAAUAUAUUAGUUCUAUUUUUUUAAUUUUUUUAUUUCAAGCGUAACACUGUUGGGUUUUGAUUUGGGACAUGGGUGAUGGCUAAUAGGUUAUAAUAUUACCGAAAUUUUUCCUAUUUUAUAUCACAAAGUGUCUUUAAAAAUCUGACUAGCACAAAGUAUAGAUCAAAACAUUUGUUUUAAAAGAGCUCUGACAUUUUCAGUGUUGCCCUAUUUCACCAAGUAUAAAGAAGGUUGAUGUUAGCACACUUACUAUUCCUCCUUUUGAACUAAAUGUACUGCAUGCGAGCAGUGUCCACAUUAAAUCAUUAGUACAAUAAACAGAACUGAUCAUUUGUUUGAGUAAUCUCUUUCGCAAUCAUAAAAGCUACAAAUAUACACUAUAUGAUGUUCCAUUAUUACAUGAUUCCACUCUAAGAGUACUCUAAGAAUUCUGUACAGUAUACAAUGUAUUUUGUAUUCCUUUUCAUGCAUUCAAAUUCUGUUUGUGUACCAGGCGGCAACAAAGUGUGACAGUAUGACUCUGACUCUUGGGCCAUGGUUAGGACUCCCUGCAGUCCCUGCUGUGACUUUGUACCGACAUGAAGAUCCAUCCCUGGUAAGUUUUUUGCACUAUAUGUUUCAGACACAAUUUAAUAACAUAGAAAGUCUCUCUCAAUUUAAGAUGUGCCAUUCAAAUGCCCUCCUCUAUUUUAUUUAUUUAUAUAUAUAUAUAUAUCAGCGUUGUAUCCUGGUUUUGUUCUGCCCUAGGUAUGACCAAACUCGGGCGCCCCCGCCAACCCCGCCUUCUAAAUACACACACAUACACACUCACUAACAGACAUACACACUCACUAACAGACAUACACACUCACUAACAGACACACACAGUCACUAGCAGACACACACAGUCACUAGCAGACACACAUACAUCUAACUAACAAACACACACAUAGUUACACACUCCCUGACAGACACAAACUAACACAGACACACACACACAUUAACACACUUACUUACCUUUGGGAAUACUGGGAGGGGGUUCUCCCUUUCCCUGGGGUCCACUGGGGCAGGCGGGCGGCGCUGGCAAGGGAGCACUGAUUAGUGAGCUGUCUCUGCUCAGCUCCCUCGUGCGCCGCAGGGUGAUGCUGGGAGCCGGAAUAUGACGUCAUAUUCCGGCUCCCGGCAUCACUCUGCAGCGCGCGAGGCAACUGAGCAGAGCGCUCAGGGGAAAGUGCACCCUCGCCAGCACCGCCCGACCGGAUUUUUAGUUAGCCGCUAGGCUAACAAGACAUUUUCCCUGGGCAUUUGGGGUGGCUUUUGUUUUGCCGCCCCCUGGAAAGUGCCACCCAAGGCAAAUGCCUUGUUUGCCUUGCGGCUAAUAUGUCCCUGAUAUAAAUAUGUGUUUAUUUUAACAUUUGGAUAGGACUAUUAUGAAUCCUUUUUUGUUUAUAUGCUGAACUACCAGUACAGAUAUAUAUUUAUGUCCAAGAUAAAGUAGAAGAUAUGAUGCUAAUUCUUUGUGUAGUGCUACAGCACUCACUAUGCCAAUUUGGGGCACUCUUGGGCUGGCAUGCUUGCUCUCUAUCUGGUUGGCACAGGCAACUUUCUUCCCUGCAAUCCAUGACUUAAUAAUCAAUUUGAAAGCUGCCGGGGGAUAUAAUUUCAUAGCCUUUGCAGAAUUAACUCAUUUAGGAAGAUGAGUCUAUGGGGAACAUUUGGAAUGGUCUGUGCCUACUUAGAGUAAAGUCACUUGUUCCAGGCUGUUUGUUCCAUUCAAUAUACACUGUAGUCAGUCUAGGUAAGUAGGAGGGAACUAAUGGAGAGAGAGAGAGAGACCUGGGAGUGUAGAGGAGUGGAGACUUGUGUAAUUCAACUUCAUAACACUGCUUAGGAACACACUUCCAGGCGUCAUUCAUGUCCUGACACCUAUUGAAGUUGAUAGACGAGGAAGCUUUAUAAUAGAUAUUGUUUCAGCUCUUUUUCUGCAUUCGCAGUGUCAGAAUAGUGAACCAAACUCACAUUUCACACGAAAUAAGCCAAAAAUAAUACAGUUUGGGUUAAUUUACUCUGUACAGGUUUAGUAAGUAAGGAACGUAACUGGAGAUGCCAGUCUUUUUAUUACUUGGGUGAGAUCAAUACAAUUGAUUGCUAGAACUGUGCUGAAUGACCUGUAAACCUCUAUAUCAUUAGAUUAUUUAUCUUGGUUAAAUGUAAUAGGACACUGCAUGCACCAUGACCAUUUAAAGUCACGGAUACUCCUCGCCUAGUUCUGCUCCAUUGAGCUCCCUGCCUCCUCAUAUCCCUUUAUCUUGUUCGAUGUGUCCACUCCCCUUACUCUGUAGUGUAAUAUGAGAAAUGUGUAAAGAAUCCUCUAACCAUACAAGAUCAGUGUUUUUACAUGCUCUGCCAUGAGUCACACAGGCUCACUCAUAACUAUUUAUUAGAUUGUCUGUAUGAGUACCUCUCUCAAGUGGUUUGUGAAUGCCUUUAUUAAUGGAAUAAGUGGAUGCGUGUAGUUAAAAUCAAGCAAAUAGUAUGGCUACUAUUUACCAAGACGUUUCAUUCAAUUUCCUUAUGAAUAAAACGCUGAUAAAAGCUGUACUUCCACAAAUUCUGAUUACCAAAACAAAGACUGCUUGAGAAAGAUCUGACACUUGCUGGUACCUGCUGACCACGGGCAUUACGGCACAUGGUCAUCUUUCACAUUUGAUUAUGUUAUUGAUUUAAAGUAUGCAUGUGUUUUAAUGGAUAAGAUCCAUGUCAUGUUGCAAAACGAGUGAGAUCUCAAACUCCAUCCUGGACAUCACUUUUAUUUUCAUAGCAGCAAAAUGAUAAAAUCUGUAUUUUACCUAUUCAAAACCGUACAUGUCAGUAGUGCGUGUUAGUGCACUAUGUAUUGAGGAUUCCCUAUGGCUGAUACGUUACCUUGUUUCAUUGGCAAUUUUGUAUAUAUUGUACUUGUUUAGCAAGUAAGUGAUGCAUUGUAUUUCCAUUAUUUCAGUCACUUGCUGCAGGCCUAACAUCUAGCCAGCCUGUUGAGAAGCUCCGAGCACUUCCCCUGUGGUUGUCUCUGCAGUAUCUCGGCCACAACGGGAUCAUUGAGCGAAUAAAACAUGCAUCUCAACUGGUAUGUUAUCACGGAACUUCAUAUUUGCAUUGGGUUAAUGUUAAUACCGGCUUAACAGGCAAAUAUAACAUGGAUUAAUUUCAUGGGUCUAGCAGUAAAAUAAAUACUGUGUGCUUACACUGUUUAUUAUUGAGCUUUAUGAAAUGAUCUUAAAUGUAAACAAGAGUAAAGUAAGCAAUAUGCAGUCAAAAAGAUUGGCGACUAGUGGUUAAUACAUACAAAUAAAAUAAAAUGUAUAAAGAAGAGCCCUAACUUUUGUUUUCUAAAAAGUGGGAAACAAGUUGGAGUCACGGUGUGUUUUUUGCUUGUCCCAAAAAGUGAAUCUAACAUAGGCCUCAAUUUAAUAUUUUUGAAUAAACUUUUACAAUGAUUUUUCACAAAAUCUUAAAAUAUCAAAAAAUAUAUCGCGCAAUUAAAAAAAAAUAGAUCCGUAUACCCACAAAUAUUACAAUAUUACGACAUUUAAACAUUUUUCAUAAUAUUAAAUUAUUUUAAAAGUUUAUCCAAAAAUAAUAAAAAAAAAAUUGGAAAGCCUAUCCAAAAAUAUUAAAUUGGGGACAUAAUCUGUCAUUAUACAACACAAACAGAAAAGUAUUUUGCAUAAUCCUUUCACCACUCUCCAUCAAAAAAACGAAACUAUUCAGUUUUGCCGCAGUGUGUGAUGUACAUCUAUCUCACUGCUACUUAGAGAGUGCCUGUUCCAACAUGUGGGCUUGCAAAUAAAAAUUACUUCUUUUUAAAUUAAAUAUUUUUUUUAAUUUUUACAAGGGAUAUGCUGUUGCUUUAUUCUGCUUGGCUAGUGCUGUUUUCUGUUCAUUCUAUAAAAUACAUUGAGACCUAUGUUAUUAGGAUGUAAAGAUACUUGUUUGUUACAGCUACAUUGAAGGAUUCACAGUUAAAUGGCAAUGACAUUCUCCUGGUUGAUGCUCUUAGCGGUGACUUUGUGUGAAGGUUACUUUUAAAAGGGAAAUAAAUUGGUCACUAUGGGAACUCAUUGGCUGAUGUUUAGUGUGAUUCAAAACGCCCACAGGUGAACUAGUGACUUAUUGAUCGGCAUUAGCAAAGGACAUAUAGUGAGAAGCAUAUCUUACAAUCAAACUAAUGAGCUAUUUUACUUAAUCAAUUUGUCUUGGUGGUGGGAGGAUAAAGCAAUCUGUGCUACUAAAAAAAAAAAAAAUAUAUAUAUAUAUAUGUAUGUAUAUGUAUGAAGUCACACUAAUGUAUAUCUCUACUAAGGUAAAUAGGAAUGGAUUUAUUACUUUUGUUCAAACUUGCUAUCAUUAAUAGAUGCUCACUACAUAUUAGGGUUUGAUUUAAAAAAAAAAAAAAUAAUAAUAAUAAUUCUGGCUUUGCUUCUCAAAUUUACUCGAUUUUAAUUUUGUUUUAUUCACAGAGUCAAAAACUGCUCGAGCAUUUAAAGAACCUGAGCUAUAUUAAAACAUCGGUAAAGUAUACAUUAUUUAACAUUUUCUAGCGGUUGUCUAGAAGGAGCACAUUUGUUCAGGGUAAUUUCUCCACCAGGAUUUUGUUUCAGCGAGUUAGACAACUGAGAGGCUAAUGUUACAACCGCAUGCUUGUUGGAAAUGUACAGUUGUUUCGUACUGUGAAAGAGAUAUUGUUUUUGAGUAUAACACAGGCGCUAUUCAUGUACUCAGACAUUAAAAUGUAGAUCUGGCAGUGGUACAUUAAAGGGGCACUCAAAGCACCAAAAAGCUUCUAGUUCAAUGAAGCAGUUUUGAUGUAUAAAUUAUGCCCCUGCUGUCUCACAAAUAACUGCCAUUUAGUCUUUAAAUCACUUUUAAAUCACUGGAGAACUAGCCACAUCUCCGCUGCAUGUUACUUCCUACACAGUUCUUGAAAGAAAGUUAAAAUCCUUUAUUGCAUGUUGUUUCAUUUAGAACAUGUUAUUUCCUUCUGUGUUAUUUGCCUUCUAGACAAUACAGCUACGUCCUGUGUAUAAGUUCAAUUAACAGAGCAGGAGAUGACUUCUACAGUAAACACACUGUGAUGUAAGAUCUGAUUGAAAUAAUACUUUUAUUCCAUGGGAGGGCCGUGUGUGUCACAGCCAGGGGAGGUGUGGCUAGGACUAUAUAAUCUUAGUGAUUUAACUUCAAAACCACUUAAUUAUCCUUGAAUUUCAUCCAUGCUAACUCUUAGCAUUUCUCUCACAAGUAACAGUAAAUUAUCAUGCAUGGGGAAAAGUGGUAGACUUAGGCACAGUUGAAGGCAAUAGCAGACUGAUGAGCCCUAAGGGUUAACUGACUGAAAGGCACAGAAAGAACGUAAAUGUUAUUUAGUGGAGGAAAGGAAACACACUGUUACAAAAGAACUAAACGGUUCUGUAUAUAAAGAUAAAAAAAUACAUUUAUAGUUUUUUUUUAUUUUGUUUUUUUCCUCUUCCUUUUUUCCGUCAGGUUGAAAAUGAGGACAGCUCUCCAGUGGUCGUUUUCAAAUACAAUUACGAGGGAUCAAAAUCAGGUUUGAAACAUUUUGAUAUUACAAAAAAGCCACAUUUAUUUAGGAGGAUAAACGCACUGAAAACUCAAUAUUGGAAAAUAAUUGUGGCGAUUAUUAUCGAAGAGCAGCUAUAGUAAUGCUGUCUAUGGCAUGAGGUAAUUAACUUUUUCUAGAAAAUUCGGUAAAAGCAAUGGAAUUGUUCAUGGCCUACCACAUCUUCUGUAAACAUUAGACUGUAAACAUGGCACUCUGAAUAUGCCAAAUAGAUUUGUAAGAGUUAAUCUACAGGCAAGAGCUAUCGGCACUUUCUGAAUGAUAAUGAUGUUAAUGCAAAAUAAUAGUCAGGGACAGAUUAAAAAUUUACUGGGCCUGGUGCUGACAAAUAUGAUGGGCCUAAUUACAGAAACUUAUCGACAGAAAACACUAAAACAGUGUCAUGUAUCUGGUGGAGGUGGUGCUGAAGGAAAACUCGCAGGAUAUAGCAAUAAGAAAAAACAUACCCUAUGCUAAUCUCUUGCUUUUAUCUCUCAAGUAAAUCCAUACCUCCUAACAGCAAUGUCCAGUGAAGCAGGACAUCAGUGGGUGGGAUAAAAGGAUGGGCCACUGAUGCGAAUCACAUAACCGGAAAAAAGGUGUAGGUAGUGAGUGUAGAAGAAAGGGAACGUGACACAGUGUUAGAGAAACUGAAGCAGCAAGAGCAUUUGCGUAAAGUCAGCUUUACCGUAACUAAUUUGUCAGCCAGUCCACACCAGGUUUGUUCCCCUACAUCCUUCUUGAGUUUCCAUACUUAAGCAAGAGCAUGAGAAGACCAGUCAAUUAAUAUUUUUUUUUUAUUUUUUUAUUUUUUUUAGCACCGGGCCUAUUCCAUGGACAUAGGCCUGGAGCUGCAGCUCCAUCAGCCCCUAUGUUAAUCUGGCCCUGACUGGAGUAUUGCUGUAUCUUGUAUUACCAUUUUUAUUUAAACUGAUGCUCCAUCACUGAACUAAAGCAGAUGCUAAGCGGUUUUGACUUGACCAGAGGGUUACUUCUGGCAUUCCUUACCAGAUAAUUGCUGUAAAUUUAUUUCUAAAAAAAUAUAUUUUGUGUAUUGUCAGUGGGCAGAUCAUUUCUUGUAAAUUGUAUUAUUAUUAUUAUAAUAAAUAUAUAUGGCUUUAGGACAGAACUUAUUUUGCUAGGAAAAACGGAGGUGCAUCAGUCUCUCUGAUGAUUACAGUCUCCUGCUCUCCUUUCUCUGCAGUACAGACUAUUGGUUGAAUAACAAUGUUUGGAUGGAUUACUGUUUCUGCUGUGUCUGCUACAAGCUGCAUUUUUUGUUUUUAUUUAAUGACACUGUGAGAGUAGAGACCUCACACGUGCUCAAUCUGCUUGUAGAACUGAUGUGUGAUGUCACCCAUUUAGUUAGACUGGAGGUCAUGUAGCCUUAAACACCUACAUGACCUCUCUCUCCUUCAAUCUCCUGAUCCAUGCCCCACACACUCACAAUAUCCACAAUAUGCUAAUUGUGCAACUGGCCUAAUAUGGUAGAAGUUAAAAUGAGUGCCACUGGCAUGAUGCAAGCAUGUUGUCUUAUACUGACAUUCAUCUCACAACAAAUCAGAGUGAAGGAAUUAGUGGAGAAAAUCAGAUACAACUUGGCAAAGAUUCUGUAAAAUAGUUCUUUAUUGACUGUUCAAGCAAACCCUGUGUGUUGAAAUGCCUUAGAUGCUAAAAUGAACACUAUGUAUUGGAAUUGUGUAAAGUAAUGCAUCACUUUGAGUACCACACAUUGAACUCUACUUUGCUUGUUACAACCAAAUACGUAUAAAACUGCAUUUUGUUAUUUCUAGAUUCCACUCUGAAUUUGAGCAUUAUAGAAAGAGAAGCCGAUGCUAUGAACCAGUGGGUAAGUCUUUAUUGCAUUGUAAAGCAACACCUGAGAAUAUUGCCCCCAUCCUGGCAAAAAAAAAUUAAAGAGGCUGGAUCUAUGGGACACAGAACCAGAUAUGGUGACAAAGAAAUGUGUGGGGUUAUACCGUAUAUACUCGAGCAUAUGUCGACCUGAAUAUAAGUCGAGACCCCUAAUUUUACCCUCAAUAACUGGGAAAACUUAUUGACUCGAGUAUAAGACUAGGAUGGGAAAUGCAGCAGCUACUGGUAAAUUUCUAAAUAAAAUUAUAUCCCCCAAAAAUUAUAUUAAUUAAAUAUUUAUUUACAGUAUGUGUAUAUAUAAUGAAUACAGUGUGUGUGUGAUGCAGAGUGUUUUUGUGUAUGUGAUGUAGAGCCUUGUUUUUUUAAAUUAUUUUAAUAUUUUUUUUAUAUUAUUUUUAUUAUACAUUUUUUAAUAUUAUUUAAAAAAAAAAAUAUUUUUAUUCGUCCCCCCUCCCUGCUUGAUACAUGGCUGGGGGGUGGGGCUCUCAUUCCCUGGUGGGCCAGUGGAUGGGCUGUGCAGGAGGGGGGCUGGCAGAGAGCUGUAACUUACCUUUCCUGCAGCUCUUGUAAUCUCCCUUCUCCUCCGGUCCGGUAAACUCCCCUGUCAGCUGCCUCUGCAAGUCUCGCGGUCUGAGUGCCGCGCGGAGCGUUGCCACGGUAACCUGUGGCAACGCUCUGACCCCGCGAGACUUGCAGGGGAGCUGACCAGACCGGAGGAGAAAGGAGCUGCAGGAAUAGAGAAAAUUUAUGACAAACUUACCGUAAUUUUCUUUUCCUGGCUAUUUCUCAUGGCAGCAUCACUUAUGGGUAGCUCCUCCCUUAGCAGUCACAGGACAGGAAUUAAUUAGAUUAAUUAAUCAGACUGAUAGGUAUAAGGAGUCCCUCCUCCCCCUACACCUCAGUCCAAUUAUAAAGCUGAAAUAAAGAAUGGGCGGGAACCCUGAUGCUGCCAUGAGAAAUAGCCAGGAAAAGAAAAUUACGGUAAGUUUGUCAUAAAUUUUCUCUAUUCCUGGCUAAUCAUGGCAGCAUCACUUAUGGGUAAUACCCAAGCUUCACAGAAAAAUAGGGUGGGAAUAAUAAUCCAAGAAAUUACACAAAACUGAAACACAUGCAGCAAAGAAAAGUUUAAUAUCAACGGGAUAAGAGACCGUAGACAGGACACUCUGUCCAAAGGAGGUGGAAGGAGACUGCACAUCAAGUUUGUAGUGCUUCAUGAAUGUCAUCGGAGAAGACCAGGUGGCUGCUCUGCAAAUAUCAUCGUAUGGAACCUCUGCACAGCUAGCCCAUGAAGUUGAUAAUGCUCUAGUAGAAUGAGUUCUUAUCUCCCGAGGUGGUGAUAUACCUUUAGAGAUAUACGCCUUCUUAAUUAUCAGAGAAAUCCAACGUUUCAACGUAGAUAAAGAAGCCGCCUCACCUCUCCUUGCUCCCAACGGCAAAACGAAGAGUUGGUCCGUUUUACGGAAAGACUCAGAGCGUUUAAGAUAUGCAGACAAGCAGUUCAUGACAUCCAAACGUUGCCAUCUAACCUCCUCCUGAGAAGAGGGGUUGGGGUAAAAUGAUGGAAGAACCACUUCUUGAGAGAGGUGAAACUGAGAAACUACCUUAGGAAGAAACUCUGGUUUUGGUUUCAGACAAACCCUAUCUCGGUAGAAUCGUAAACAAGAAGAAGAUGUAGAAAAUGCCUUAAUUUCUGAAAUCCUUCUUGCGGAAGUAAAAGUUUUAUACGUCAGGAGAGUAGCAUCCAAACUUUCAAGAGGAACAAACAGAUCCUCAGUGAGAUAAUUGAGCACCAUAGGAAGGUCCCAAGGAGGGGUAGUAGAUCUGGAAGGAGGCCUCAACCUGAAGGCCGCUUUGAAGAACCUGGAAAUCAAAGGAUCCGAAGCCCAUGAGAUGUUGCACAAAGCUGAAAGUGCCGAAGACUGAACCUUCAAGGUGCUGAGGCUAAGGCCCUUGUCCAGGCCCUCUUGCAGAAACUCCAAACUUCAGUAUUGCUAGGAUGCCGAAAGUCCACAUUAUGAGACGAUGCCCAAGUUUGGAACACAUCCCAGAUCCUAUGCCAGCAUGAAGAAGUAGAAGCCUUUCUGGAGAGCAGAAGGGUAAUGAUCACCGCCUCCGCGAGACCUAGUAAUUGGAGUCUUUCUUUCUCAAGACCCAUACCCCCAUUUUGAGGCAUUCCGGAUGAGGAUGGAAUACAGGGCCUUGCGAUAGCAGAUCCUCCAUCACUGGAAGAGGCCAAGGUUGUUCCUGGCUCAUCAUGGCCAAUAGGGGAAACCACGGCCUCCGAGGCCAAAUUGGAAUUACGGCAAUGACUUUCUUGCCUUCCAACCAAACCUUCCGCAGGAACCUGGGUAUCAUGGGUAGGGGAGGGAAAACAUACCCCAGAUCGAACGACCAAGGCAGAGAGAGAGCAUCCUGGCCCAGUGCCUGACAGUCCGGAUGGAGAGAGAAGUAAUUCUCCACCUGGUGAUUCUGAGAUGAUGCCAUCAGGUCGAUCUGGGGCAUGCCCCACCGAUGAGCAAUUUCUGCAAAGAUCGCCGGGUGAAGUUGCCAUUCUCCCGGAAGAAUUUCCUUCUGCUGAGGAAGUCUGCCGUUACGUUCUCCGAACCUGGGAGAUAAAUCGCCUUCAGGCCUUGAAGAUAGGUCAUGGCUAUAGCCAUUAAGGGAGCCAGCUCUUCCAGGAGCAACCUGCUCCUCGUGCCACCUUGGUUGUUCACAUAUGAGGCCACCGCUCGGUUGUCUGUUUUGAUUAGAACCCAAGAAUUCCGUAGCCUCGGCAGGAAUCUCAAAAUGGCCUUGUAAACCGCUCUCAGUUCCCUUAAGUUUGAGUGUAGGUGACUCUCUUCUCGGGUCCAGUUCCCUUGAGUCCAUACAGGACUGAAGUGGGCACCCCAUCCAAAAGAACUGGCAUCUGUUGUAAUAACCUUCCAAGGGGGGUCUUCCAACGGGAAGCCUGUUGUCAAAUUCCUCUCGCUCUUCCACCAGUUUAAGCCUUCCUUACGGGAAGGGGAAGAGAUAUCAUCUGUUCCCAAUCCGCUUCCACUCUGUUGAACUGGGGAAGGAAGCAGUUCUGGGCCGGACGGAACUUCCACUGGGCCCACUUCACCAAGCCUAUUGUUGAAGUCAAGGAACCCAGGAGACUCAUGACUUCUCUUGCAGGUGCAGUUUCGAGAACUUGCAGCUUCCUUACUUUGUCUCUGAUCUUCGUGACCCUUUCUGGAGACAGGAACACAUGUGCAGACACGGUAUUCACUACCGUACCCAGGAAAACGAUAGUUUGUGCAGGAACGAGGGAGCUCUUUCCCACGUUCAGGAGCCAACCAUGGUCUUGAAGAAUGGACAUUGCCACCGACGUAUGUUGAGCUACAAUUCCUUGAGAUGGACCCAAGAUUGAUAGUAGGCGUCCCUUAAGUCUAUUGAGGUCAUCCAGUCUCCUUUUUUGACACACUUCAAGAUGGUCCUCAAGGAUUCCAUUUUGAACGUCCUUACGUCGAGCAAGGAGUUCACGCCUUUCAAAUUCAAGAUGAGACGCCACUUUCCCUGUGGUUUUGGGGCCAAGAAGACCGUGGAGUAAAUUCCCUGGAACCAUUCCUGUUUUGGAACUUCUUCACCACUUUUUGUUCCAGGAGUACAGAAAUGCAGGACCUCAUGGCCCUUCGUUUGAUGCCUACCGGCACCUUUGAUCUUCUGAAGAAUGCAGUUUUCGGGUAAGAUGAGAAUUCUAUUCUGCAACCUUCUUUUACGAUGGAAGUGACCCAUAGGUCUGAAAUAUUGCUGGCCCAUAUGGGGUAGAAGAACUUCGGCCUGGGGACCUUCAGAAGGUCUUCCCUGAGGUUCUAGCACCCCUUCCUCUGGAAGCCUUAUUGGAAGAUGAGUGCGAAUAGGAUUUCCAUGAAGAAUUCCUGGAAAACUCCCUUCCUGGUUUAUAGCUCCUGCUGUCCCGAAAGGACCGAUCCUUGAAGCGCUUGGUCUUCCAGGAGGAGGGAAAAACUCUUCCUGCCAGCUUGAGGUAAACGCCUUUUUCCCAUCAGCAGCUUUUUGAAUAGCAUCUUCCAGAAUCUUCCCAAAAAGGAGAUCCCCUCGGAACGGAAGUGCACACAGGGAAGCCUUAGAAGCAUAGUCAGCACCCCACGAAUGAAGCCACAAGGCCCUUCUAGAAGCCACAGACAGGGCCAUGCUUUUGGCAAUCAUGCGAGUGAUGUCCAGGGAGGCCUCUGAACAGAAUUCCGUGGCUAGACUAAAGUCCUUGAAGCUUUCCAACAGAUGUUCCCUACGGACACCCUGAUCAAUGUCGUCCUUCAGAUUAGCGAGCCACACUUUCAAGGCUCUGGAGAGAGUCGUCAGUGCCACUGCCGGAUGAAGGGCGGACCCUAGGGCCAAGUAGUCUUUAAUCAGGUCUCCAUCCAUACGCUUCUCCAUAGGCUCCCUGAGAUAUGCCAUGGAGUCAAUAGGCAGUGUAGUUUUCUUAGCCAUAUGGAUCACUGCAGCGUCAAUUUUAGGAACUGAGUUCCACAGGCAGCAAUCCACUGUAGAGUACGGAUAAACCCUCGCAAACUUAUUUUUUAAGGUGGACUUCUUUUCAGGCUUAUUCCAUUCCUGAAGGAUCAUAUCCCUGAUUGGCGCAUGCACCGGGAAAGUAGGUCUGUUAGGCUAUAGGUCCUCAAAAAACCUGUCAGCCUCCUUCAAUUCAGAUCUUUCUUCAGUGAGACUAAGCGUGUCUCUGAGAAGGGUAAUAAGUCUAUCCAUAGACCUGGAGUCAAGAGACGUGGAGGCAUAUUCAGCUUCCUCCUCACCUUCAUCUGAUACCUCCCAGACAUCAGGGUCCUCAUCAGAGCUGGAAGACUGAGGUUCCGCUCUGCGUCUCUUACUUGGACCACUAGAUCCCGUGGUAGCCAUAAAGCCCUCAGCAAUAGCCUGAGAAAUCCAGAGCUUAAGGUCGUCUUGUGGAGAGCUCCUACUGGGGGCAUCAGCGACUUCCAACAAGCAUUCCUUGCAAAGGUUCCUUCUAUUCGGAGCAGGCGAAGAACAAUUAAUGCAUUUAUUUUCCCGUGAUUUUCUCGCUGGAGAAUCCAAAUGAAUGCUGGGGCUGGAAUGAAGCCAUAUAUGACAUAUAUUACAGGCUCAGUAUGGCACUCUUUUAACAACACCCCCCCCAAUAAAAUUAAGAAAUGGCUCACCUAUGUUUUCUAGAGAGGGAUCUUGCAGAGGCAGAGGGAGAAUCCAUACUAUAAAGAAGAACCAAAGGAAAAUCCAAGACCUAAUUCCCCAAAGGGAUAAAUAGGCAAACUGACAAAGCAAUACUUCCAAUAAGUAGUAAAAACAGCAAUCCUACCUUAAAGAGCAGAACAUCCACUAUGCAGCCAGGCAGCAGAUAGGAGUAGCUGGGCACAAACUGGACACCAAUGCUUUCCCAGGGGUAAACCAACAUAAGGCUAGCAGAUAUAGCACCAAGGCAGCUGUAUUAGAUGCUUUAAAAAAGGUCCGGGCAGCGAACAGCUGAUUGCCCGGUUCACGCAUGCGCAGAGCGCUGGAACGCACGCUAUGCGUUUCAAACGCUCGCGACCGGCAUGCAAAUUACUUCCGGUUUCGCCGGAACCGGCUGCGAGCAACAAACAGUCGGCUGGAACGCAUAAUGCGUUCCAGCCCCCAAUGCCCGGGCACACAGGGAGCCCCAGGGAGCAGGGAAGCCUGCACAGCCUCACAUUAACCCAUCAGAGGCUGGAACAGAGCCAGGGAGCAGGGAAGCCUGCACAGCCUCACAUUAACCCAUCAGAGGCUGGAACAGAGCCAGGGAGCAGGGAAGCCUGCACAGCCUCACAUUAACCCAUCAGAGGCUGGAACAGAGCCAGGGAGCAGGGAAGGCACCAAACAAGAGGCAAGAAACAGAUCCUAAAGGACAAGACCCCUAAGCAUGGAUUCAAAUACUGCCAACAAGGUAUGGGGGGGGAUAUAUAACCCCAAUUAGUAGGGGCAGGCUGAAAACAGGGGGAAUUUUUAAGGCUAACCAACCCCACAAAUAAACAGAAACAGUGUCUCCCUCAAACACUUACUUCCCACGCUGCAGUUCAGUACUUACACUGAACCUGACCCAGUUAGUCCUGCUCAUGCAGGCUGUUUACUGGGUCCUUCAAAUGAAGAGAGGCUGAACUUCAUUUGGAACGAACCCACGACAAACGCAGGAAGGUGGCCAUAAAACAAAAUGUAAAAAAGUCCUGUAGAACUUGCUAAGGACAGGAAAAAAGACUGAGGUGUAGGGGGAGGAGGGACUCCUUAUACCUAUCAGUCUGAUUAAUUAAUCUAAUUAAUUCCUGUCCUGUGACUGCUAAGGGAGGAGCUACCCAUAAGUGAUGCUGCCAUGAUUAGCCAGGAAAGGUAAGUUACAGCUCUCUGCCAGUCCCCAACAGGACCGUCGGGCUCAUUACAAGCUGCCAUAAUACAGACAUUGACUCGAGUGUGCUGAAAAACUCAACUUAUACUCGAGUAUAUACGGUGCUUAAAAGUUGAGAAAACGUGACAAAAGAUUGAACCUCCUCGAUUUAGUUUUGUUGAUUCCCACAACCAUCACGAGUGAUGGCUGUGGGAAACGCGCAUCUUCUUGUGUAUCCCAUGAGUUGACCUACAGAGGCCACUGUCUCACGAAAUCCUCUAUAGACUUCAGUGUUUUACUUUCCUGUACAUUAAUGCGCUGCUGAAUAUAGUCACAGCAACCGAGAUGGAGGUCUACAAGGAAAAACUUUGGAGAAGCAAAUCUACUUUCAGCUUCCCCCUUGGCUGUUGUAGCACAAGCAGGCAUUUCAGGGUAACAGAGAUACUUUAAAAACAGGUGUAUGCAACGAGUCAAGAAAUGCUGAUCUAAACAAUUCUUCCCCUCUUACAUCUUUAGAUAUAACAUUAUUUUAUUCUACUUGGUCCUCUCCAAAGUUACGCAAUCUAAUUUUGCCAACUUCGAUGUGCAUUUUCUUGGAAGUAGCUAUUUUUAUCAUAGAUUUCUACACCCAUCCUUGUCCUUGUGGCACAUGAACAAUCUAGGUCUUUUAGGAUUACUGUUAGAAUAGCAUUGGUAAAUGCCAUAAUUCUAGACUGUCAGAGCAUCUUGAGGGGGGGAGGACCACUGGUAUCCUGCACACUUCUCCUUUCCGGUUGUCUCCUAAUAAAUUUAGAGUAUUCUCCUUGUUGGAGGGAGACCUUGUGUGUUAUUUACGACAUCUCAGGAUAUUGUAAAGUGCUAAUGUAACGGAUCCCCUAUACUUCGAUGGAGUAUAUCCGCUGUAGUUCUCCCAAAUUCCAAGUGAAGCAAUGAUCUCUGAGCUAUCAAAACAUCAGCCUAGACUUGAUGAAGGGUACAACAGGAAUAAUUUAUUCUGGCCAGAUGGCCUGCUUUUAUACACAUCAUCACAACAUGCCCAUUAAUUUCUGAGUCAGGAUGACUAAGCAUAAAAAUGCCCGAAAACAACAUAAAAAUAUAUAUAAUAACCCCACAAAAAUUACAUAGUUAAAUAGCCCUUAUUUGACCGCCCAAGUUCUCCAAAUAGCGCUCAGAUUCAUGCAAUGUAGGGAAAACGCCACUGUGUCAAAAUUCUCACCGGCCGCACAUAUGGUCCUAUGCCCAAAACAGUUCAAGGGCGUUUGGUGCUUUUGCCUGUCAACUUUUGGGAGUUCCUGCGGCCGCAAUACAGGGUGCUCUGGCUGGCUCUUAGGUAGCAUUUGUUUCCCUUAUUUUCAGGCACCUUCGCUCCAAAAAGCCCUCUCCUGGCGUAUUUCAAAGUGGUUCAAAACCGCGAACCGAGUUGUUCGGGAACCGCACGGUCACCUCGUGCCAAAAACAGUUCCAUAACAUUCGUGGCUAAGUCCCGCUGAGGUGACCGGGAACCUACGAAGUCCUCAUGCCAAAAUUAGUUCCAUAGCAGUCGCGGCUAAGUACCACUGGGAUUAUUCGAGGGUUUGGUUCACGCAAACGGCCGCCAGAGAGCCAACUUUCGGUUCCAUUCGCAUGGAGGGAAAGUACCGAACCAGGGGCACCCAGGGCAAGCUACUAAUGGCAGAUGGGGAGAUUCAGCUUCCAAACAGGGUCUUUGUUUAUGGCCCAUAGUCGGUGGGCAGGGGGCCAGCUUCUACACUCUUCCAUGAAUUUGUAGCAAACGUCCAGGGCAAGGAGCGUUUAUCACAGCAGAUGACUCUUUUCUUUGCAGUUAGGAGACCAGCUGGCUCUACAUGUUCCAUCCUGUGGAGUGGACAUCGUGGAAUUAGAAGAUGAAGGCACUUGUGUCCGAUUUAAUCCUCUCAUGACAUCAGCUGGUAAGUUAUGGAUCAGUUUCAUUUCUAAAAGAAGAAACUGGCAAUUUCUGAUAUGAUGAAUCCUUCUACAAUAAUAAUGUGGAUAGCAUACGUGCAUUAAGCAUGUAAUAUUGCUGGCUCAUCCCAUUCAUAUUGGGAGAGACCUAUGAGUGCCCUGCUAAAAUGAAACAAUCUACUAGAAGUGGAGCUAUCACCAUGGAAACCAGUGUAACCAGUAGGAGAAUUCUAUAGGUGAAUGUGCCCAUUUGACAUCUUUGCAGAACAUGGCAGUUUGUUAAAUCUCCCCCAUUUUGUGGUUAAUUUAGGUCAGGCAAACAGAGGCUCGGUGCAGCCUUGUAGAACACAUGUCUGAAUACUGGGAAUGGGAAUAGAACACAACAGUAGUGACACAGAAAGACUUGAGAAGCUAACAGACUGCGAAGGUAUUACAGCUGUGCAGUCAAAAUAAGCAUUCUUUGUGUCUAGUUAAAGUACUACCCGUGUUUGAAAAUUAUUUGAUCAGAACAUACAUAUUCAGCAAUUGUUUUUUAAAUUUUUUUAGGUUUAUAGUUUUAGUAAAAAAUAAAUAUAUAUAUAUAUAUAUAUACACACACACAUCCAUCCAUAGCAAAGUAAAACUUCUACAUUCUACAGGUGUCAUCUUAAGCAUCUUGUUUAAGAUGUUCUGUAAUUACAGUCAACUGCCAUGUCUACAUUCGUGCACAGAUUAGCUGUGAUUCCUGUGAGUGCAGGACUGCUGCCCGUGUCAGACUGCUUUUUCAUUUUAAUGUGUUUUCAUGUAAACUGCCUUUCUGAAAAGGCAUUCAGAGAGCCACCAGGUCAUUGUGACCUUUCUAGAGCAAAUAGUGUAUUAACCUCUUAUGGAUCUCUCUUUAUGUUUAUUAUGUUCGAAGAGGUUAGUGGAGAAAAGAGAUUCUAGGGGUGAAAAAGGUUAGUGGCAACCAGAGCUCUGGAUAACUUAUUGCAUGAAGGGUCCAAAACAACCAACUUUACAUCCCUAAUCUACUGUAAAACUACACAUGUAUAUGCAUUAUAGAGAUAAAAGCAUGUAAAAAUCUCUGUGAAAGUUGCAUAUUUGCUGUAAAAUCACAGGCACUAGAACCUCUUUUAAUGAGACUCAGUGGUUAUAGUGGCCAGAGCGUCCCUUUAACCCCUUAAGGGCCAAACUUCUGGAAUAAAAGGGAAUCAUGACAUGUCACACAUGUCGUGUGUCCUUAAGGGGUUAAAUGUAGAAAUUAUCACAACUCUCUUUACCUCAUAUUGGCUAAUCUCAGUCAUUGUUUAAAGCUCUGCACUUUGAUCCUGCCAGUCUGUAUAGACUGGUUAACACAGAAACCAUUUUUUUCCUCCUAAUUUGCAUUAUGUGCCCUCGCUGUGCCUGGUUUGAAUUGUAUCGUUUUGUCACUAAAUCUUUAAUAUACAUUUCAAAGACAACAGAGCAGCGUGUGGAAAAAAACCGACCACAGUUUAUAGGUUGUUUUGAAUGUUUUAUUCAAUUAUGUAUUGUAUGCUAUUAAUUACAUAUUUUAUUCUAUUACCAUAUUAAAACCUUGGACAGUAUCUGUGCUCUUCCUGGCUCUUCUGAGAUGUUGGCUUUUCAAUCUAUGUCCCUAAGUCUGCCCGUUUCUUUAAAAUUGAACUUUUAAUUUUCAUUAAACACAGAAUACUCAAUUACAAUGGCAAAUAUAGUUUAUUUAAUUAAAUGGACCCGUUUCACAGAACAAAAUUAGUGUGUGUUUGUAUGUAGGAACGAUUUGCAACUGAAUAAAUAAUUCCUAAAGUUAUAUAUAGCUGAAGUCCCCCAAACAACAUAUUUUUGUACAGUGUUUGCAUCUCUUUUGUGGAUUGAUACUAAAUAGUCUUGUCAUGUUGUGUAGUAAUAUCUGGUGAGGUUUUCUUUUCAAUGCUUUCAAUAAUGAAAUGUCGCUAGUUUUAGGUACCACAGCUGAGGACAUUGAACACUUGGUGCAGUGUAUAAAUGUGAAGAUUCCCAUCAUACAAAACACAUUACAACUCCGAGAGGAAUUCAGGCUAGAAGUUGAAAGGAUAGCAGGCCUCUUAUAUAUUGUUGACUACAGCUGGGCCGGCCUCGGAGUUUUAAGGUAAAUGGUAGGGCGGGACUGUUUACAUAUUGUGAAAAUAUAUAGUCUAUGUUUAGAAGCCAUGAACACACAAUAAAUUGCCAACAAUUUCUGCUAUUCUGUGCAAAUGUGGAAGGAAAAAAAUAUAUUCAGCAUAGCCACAGACAAUAUAAAACUUGAUGGGAGAAAAAGAAGAAAAUGGACGGUUCUAUGAAUGGUUUCAUUUGUAUUUUAGAUUUAUUUUUAUUUUUUUUGUUUUUUUUAAAGUAUAUGCCAUCCAUAAGCACUUAUAAUAUAUUUGGUUUUGGCAGAAAUAUAUUGUGGUGGAACCACAACCAUCCACAUGGAUAUUGUAUGGCACAGCGCCAUCUUUUGGUUGAACACUGUAAUGAAAGCACAAUUAUUCACAGCCACAUUGUGUCACAGCGCCAUCUAUUGGUUCUACGUUCCUAGUAACAAAACAGUUUGAACUUUUUUGGGAUAUGAUGGUAAUGCUAAUUUCCUAACCUCCCCUCCUUUGCAUUGUUAUAUUUUAUUGCGUUAUGUGGUUGCCUUUAUGAUUCACCAUACUUAAGGCUUAAAAAGACUCUUUCAAUUUUCUGGCGCUGUAUGCUAGGAAAAAAACGAUCUUGUGGCUCUGAUCAUUACGUUCAUCCUACAGCCCCAGUACAUGCUCAUAGUUCACCCACCCAAUAUCUGGUCACUGUAGGUCGUUAGCUAGGGUAUUAGUCUCCAUCCCUGUGAACAGACACAACGCAAAGAAAUGUAAAAAAGACUAUUUAAAAUGUGUAAUCGCUCUGUUAUUGAUUCUGUGCACAUUGCAUAGAUACAUUUAUAUUAAUUAUUAAUGCUAAUUGGAAUAAUAUGUUCCACUCCCCCCACCCCCCACUGUUUUUCUCCUGUCCUCCCAGAUAUGAUCAUUUCACAGAGGAGGUGGAUGAAACUAAGCGAGAAGCAGAACAAGAGAAGAUUAAUGCUGCACUCCUUAAGAAGCUAAAUGAGCUGGAAUCUGAUCUUUCCUUUUCUACAGGUAUUGAUUCAAAAAAUAAUAAUCUGUUUGACCAUUGCACAGCCAAAGCAGUGUGAAAAUGCACUGCUUCACUGUGGGGGAGGGGAUAUCUCAAUUCAUUAGGCCAGGAGUCCAAGACCAGCUGGGUAUAUAGAACAUUAAGCACUCAGAGAAGGUGAGCAAGAAGUGUGUGGUCAUGACAAGAACUUUCACAGAUAAUAAAGGAGUGCUAUACCUCCAUUAUGACUUUGCAAAGUAAAUAGAUGGACAAUGGUAGCUGGGGAUUUUUAUUUAUUUAUUUAUUUAUUUUAUGUUAAACCAAUUGAAAGACAUUUGUACCCAUAGAAUCAGAACACUAAAACUACAAAAGCUGUAAUUGCUGUGACGAUACUAUAAUAUUAAUUAAUCAUUUGUCAUUAAAGUAUUGCUUUGAAGAAUUUUGUAAAGGAAAAAAAAAAUUGAAACGUGAGUGACAUCAUUUAAUAUUAAGAGUAUAAUCUAUUUAACAAACGAAACCUUUCAAAAGCAUGUAUGUGUUCCUCCAGACUCUGAAACACCAUACUGGCUAGCAUAGUUUGGCACGCGUUUUAAUAAGGUUAAAGUGAAUUUAUUUUUUUAAGUGUUUUUUUUUUUUUUUUUUUAAAUAGGCUCUAGUAUGUACAUUUCCAUAGCUGUCCUGAUUAAAAGUUAGAUUUGUUCAUCCAUGUAAUGUGUAAAAUAACAAUCCCCAAAUACUAAGCCAAACUGUGAACAAGGCAGUAAAGAGUCCUCUUUAAUUGAAUACAUAUGUCAAUAUUUCAUCGUUAUAUUAAAUAAUGUAUUUGCAAGUUCCCAAGAUUCAGUGACCGGGUGUGAAAACAGCCUCUCUAUGCAGCACACACAAAAAAACUUUUCAUAGCACACAACCACAGGAAAACAUUUUUUCACAGGAUUUUUAUUUACUUUGUUGGUAUGAUGAUCUGAAUGUAUUUUUUGCUUUAGGGCCCGAAUUUGGGGCAGAGAAAUAUUGUGUAUAUAUUGGAAUGGUAUCCGAAGAUGUGGAUAUUUCAGAGCUUGUUGAAACCAUUGCAGCAAUGGGCAGAGAUAUUGAAGAAAAUUCAAAGGUAUUUAUAUAAAUGAAACAUAAUCCACUGGUCUGUAUGUUAACAAAGAAAAGCAACCAGCCCUGGUCAUUUAACAUGAACUAUAAGUACCAGAAUGGUGAUAAUAGUUUUCGAAGAUGGAAAAACCUAUCAGUAAUUGACAUUUUUUUGUCAGAAUGGAUUUCAUUUAGGAGGCCAAAAUGUUUUCAUUAUAAACCAGAAAAAAAAUCCUAAACCAUAUUUUAGUUGACAGCUUAUUGUUAAAGGAACACUGCACGCACCAUAACCACUACAGCGUGCUGUAAAAGCUUUGUAGACAUUUUAAAUGCUAGUUAUCUUACCAUUUGAGCAUAGUUUAUAUAUUUUUUUCUUUUAUCUGGAGUCCACUUGGCACCUCUCCUUGCAGCCAAAAGUUCUCCGCGCUGAGCUAUCAUUGUAAAUGUUUUUGGGGUGCGGUGGGAGGGGUCUCAUGGUCAAGAAGUUUAAAUUGUAAAGAAAAAAAAUGAGCUCAUUCUCCCAAGUACAAGCCCCUUCCAACUUUUUCUUCUGACCUCUGUACAGCUUUGCUUGCUUGGAGAUUUGUUGAGAUGUGAGUUUAGAUUAAAAAGAUGGGCCGCUAUGAAAAAUCCUGCAACACUGCUUGCUGACAUCACUGGCGUCUUAAACUUCUGCGUUGUAUUUACUUCAGCUUCAGUACACAGUGCACUCUGAAACCUGUAUAGCAGGUGACAGGCCAUGUUAGUGAUUGAUGAAUAACAUAAAUAGAAGGGCUUACAUGCGAGAUGGACUUGCUGUCCUAGGUCUGCUUUACAGAACGGCUUAACACAACGGCUUUAUACUCUAAACACAAUCUAUAAAAACAAACCGUCAUUUUAUGGCCAUAAUUAAAAUGAAAAUCUUAUUUUACGUUGUCACUUGUUUUGUUUUUUUCUAUUUCUUUUAUUAUUGUGCUGUAUAGUCUCACUAACAUUGUCAUUACAAACCAAGCUGGAAUGAAACAGUUGACCUUUUCUCAACAGUUUUUUUAAAUAUCCUAUAAUUUUGUUCGGUUUUUGUUCUUUAAAGUUGCUGGAGAACAUGACAGAGGUUGUACGAAAAGGCAUUCUGGAAGCAGAGGAACAACUUCAAAAGGCUAAUGAAGAAAGACUUUUACAGGAGGUAAGACUACAUUGUACAGAUUCGUCACAUUACAAUUCACGUUUAUGUGCACCCGGAGAUACUAUAUUUUUCUGUGCAUUAAAUACGCUCUCUUGGUUUAUUAUAAUGUCACCAGGUCCCAUCAGUGGCCUUAUUUUUCCACAAUGCACAGUUCAUUUUUAUAUAUGCUAUCACAUUACAAACACUCAUAAAUAAUACAGUCUCCAAAUUCAGAUCUCCCCAUCUUGAUAUUCCAUUCGCAAAAGUAGGCCCCCAGGCUGUUUAACUUUGGGUAGUUUUAGUAUUAAGAGGCUAUAUACUUAUCAAAAGUUAAAGGACCACUCUAGGCACCCAGACCACUUCAGCUUAAUGAAGUGGUCUGGGUGCCAGGUCCUUCUAGGGUUAACCCAUUUUUUCAUAAUUAUAGCAGUUUCAGAGAAACUGCUAUAAUUAUGAAUGGGUUAAGCUUCCCCCUAAUCCUCUAGUGGCUGUCUCAUUGACAGCCACUAGAGGCGCUUGCGUGCUUCUCACUGUGAAAAUUCACAGUGAGAGCACGCCAGCCAUAGGAAAGCAUUGUAAAUGCUUUCCUAUGAGACCGGCUGAAUGCGCGCGAGCUCUUGCCGCUGCUGCGCAUUCAAGGGCGGGCGUAACGGAGGCGGAGAGGAGGAGGAGAGCUCUCCGCCCAGCGCUGGAAAAAGGUAAGUUAUUACCCCUUUCCCCCUUCCAGAGCCGGGCAGGAGGGGGUCCCUGAGGGUGGGGGCACCCUCAGGGCACUAUAGUGCCAGGAAAACAAGUAUGUUUUCCUGGCACUAUAGUGGUCCUUUAAUAUUUGAAAGCAAUUUUCACAUUUUAUUUCAUUUUUGUAUUAUUUAGACACCCUCCAUAUCUGUCUUCAGCUAGGAGUUCUGAGUACAUCACUACAAUAUAUGCCUUAGGUUUGAGGGAAGUUACAGGAUCACACUAUAGACAUGGCUCUUUACUUGUAUCCCAGUGACACUAUCUGUGUCACUAUCUGAACGUUCAAACACUAACACAGUGUGACAUUGAGAGAUGUGCCUCAGCAGAAAAAAAAUCUGCAUACUGAACAAAAUAUCCUAUUUCCUAAAGGAUCUCAGGGCUGCACCUUUUCUGUGGAACUCCCUUCCCUUCUCCGUUAGACUUUCACCCAGUCUCCACUCGUUCAAAAAAAUCUUUGAAAACACACUUCUUCAGGAAAGCAUAUCAUUUAAACUGUUAGCGGGUUUUCAUCUCCCUCCCAUGACUCCUCUCCUGCAACUGUCAAAAAUAACCCAAGUUAUCAGUGAAUACUUUUCUAGCAAUCUAUUUCAUUACCCCAUCUUAUACCAUUUGUGUCACUAUACCCCACUCCCUCUAGCAUGUAAGCUCAUUGAACAGAGCCCUCCACCUCUCUGUUUCUGUGCGUCCAUUUGUCUGGUUACAAUUACAUGUCUGUUAGUCCACCUAUUGUACAGUGCUAUGGAAUUUGCUGGCACUAUAUAAAUAAGAAAAUAAUAAUAAUGUGAUAUCCCAUGCAGUUCAGGGCUUUACUGCCCUAGCACAGCAUAAAAUAUAUGUCUUAAAAGUACCCAGUACAAUUAGAUCCCUGCUGGUACCUGGGAGACUGAAGGUAUUACUCGUUACCUGGGCUUCUCAUUGUCCGAUGGGGCCAUAUUUAGUGGCAUCCCACGGACUGAGAAGCUGGGAGUGCUGCUCACAGCUCUUUACUUUAUAUGGCAGAAUGACUGUGUUCCGAUAUCCUUGUGAGAGGGAGGCCCAUGGUGUCUUAAAGACCAAUAUAUUGUCUCUCUACAUGUGUCGCUGCAAAAACUGAUAAGUGCUGGGAUGUACUUGCCGCCCAGCAACGAUCAAUAUAAUCAGCAGGGACAUCAUGAAGAUCUGCGGUGUGAGAGGAAAUUCUCUGAUGCUACGAUGAUCUUGUACUGAGCGCUCUGCACUGUGCAAGCAGUGGGAAAUUCAGCUGAAGGGUAUCCCUCUGUUUUAGGGUUAUGGUUAAUAUUAGGAUUAUUUAUUAUUAUUAUUACUGGUAUUUAUAUAGCGCCAGCAUAUUCCGUAGCGCUUUACAAUAUUAUCAAAGGGUGAGAUUUAACAGUAAAUGGGACAAUUACAAAAACUUACAGGAACAAUAGGUUAAAGAGGGCCCUGCUCAAAUGAGAUUAGUCUUGGGGCAUAUCUGCUGUUUCACGCUACAAGCCCUCAAAAUACCUGGCAAUUCUGAGUUAUUAUUGUACUCAAGGGCAGUAGCAGAAUAUAAAUGAGUUCUUUACAUUAGUGAGAUACAUGUAGACUGUGAAACCACUUGUAAAAACAACCAUAAAUAUGUGGAUGGAUGGAUCUCAUAGUUAAAUACCCUGGGAGGGGUGUGUUUUCUACAAAUAUAUGCUUCUGUUUAGUAAUUUCAGUUAUUGUGGUUAUUAGUAAAGUUGUAGUUUCAGCAGGUACAUCCCUUCAUGGUAAUGGUGUUCCCUGAUGCCAGUGGCCUCUUUUGGCAGAAUAAUGCAACCUGCCACAUUGCAAUAUUUUUCAGGAAUGGUUUGAGGAACAUGACAAAGAGUUCAUAGAUGUUGCAUGGCCUCCAAAUUCCCCAGAUGGCAAUCUGAUUGAGCAUCUGUGGGAUGUGCUGAAACAACCAAUUCAAUUCAUGGAGGCCACUUCUCACAACGUGCAAGACUUAAAGAAUUUGCUGCUAAGGUCUUGAUGCCAGAUAUCACAGGACAUGUUCAGAGACCUUGUGGAGUCCAUCCCUUGAUACAUCAAAACUGUUAUUUCAGCACAAGGGCUUACAUGAUAUUAGGCAGGUGGUUUUAAAUCAAUGUAUAGGGUAUGAGAAACAAGUCCUAUAUGUGAUUUAUAGCAUGAUAAAUGAUAACAUUUAUAAACAUGAUAGCUGAAAAUUAUGGUGGAAUGUCACCAAAAGAAGUGUCAGAAAAUCCUCGAUUUCUAAUGCACAGUAUCAGAGAAACGACUUGGUCCUUAGUGGGUUACUUUUCUACAUUAGUUUUUAUUUUUUUCUUUAUCACCACAAAAACAGUCAGCUAACCGUAAAUGACAUGCUAACCUCACAUGUAAGGAUUAUGCAGAAUCUUAAAUAUCCGGUCAGAGAGGUCCAUCACCAACAUUAAAUUGUACUGUACUAAAAUAGCCAAACUGUGACUUAUAGCAGUGAUGACGAAUGUUACCAUAUCAGCACUCUUUACCUACAUUUUACAAUUUGGCUAUCAACGUUCUACAAUUUAGCAUUUAGUAAUUAAGCCCCAGAAUGAUCACUGUAAGUAGAAAUUAAACUGAUCACUUGCCUUAGUUGCGAGCUUUGACUGAAAUCAUGUCAGAGGUAAAAAAAAUUGCCUUGUCAUUCUUUUGUGACUUAAUAAUAAUCUCUGCAGUUUGUACUAUUUGACAAUUUAAUGCUAAAGUGUUUAUAAUAAUUUAUUCAUUUUCCAGGGUGUGCUACGGCAGAUCCCAUUGGUUGGGUCAGUGCUCAACUGGUUGUCUCCAUUCCAAGCCACACCAAAGGGCAGAACUUUCAAUCUGACUGCAGGUGAGAAACGCGGUUUGUUUUUUGAGUCAGCAUGGUCUAUUUACUGGAAUAUCCAACAUUUAAAAUGAGUCACACAAAGACACAAUAUUGUGAACAUUGCAAAUUAUUACAUGAGGCUGGAUUUUUGUUCUGUAGGCUUUGCCAAAUAGGUGACUUUUCAGAGAAUGUUUACAUUUAUGGAAUGGGGGAAGAUUCUGACCGUGAGGUAAGUCAUUUUUGAGGGUAGGUGCAGUAAGGGAGAAUCCUGCAAGCCGUGCGAAGAACGAAAAGGGUUAAUUGAAGAUUAUUUUAAGAACAGCCGAAGAUAGUGUGUGCAGUGUUACAGCUCAGUAGACAAGGAUCAUAACUUUGAAAUUUAUGCUGAACUGAUGGGGGGAGCAUUUGGGUAGACUGGCAGCGUGAAGUAAAUAACUUGAGCCAUCAGCGUGCUUAACCAUUUUGGGUGUUUAAAAGUGUGAAUUUCACAUUGAAUGAAUUUUAUGCUACAGGUUCUCUGGAGUCUACAGAGCCGACAUAUUCAUCUAAAGCACAGGGCAGUGGAAUGACACCACCUGCAACACCAACUUCUGGACAGACCAGAAGAUAUCCAGGUACACCUAGAAUUAUUAUAUGUAUUUCUGCACUAAGGAGCCAAUAAUGCCUUACAAAUAAAUAUAUAUAUAUAUAUAUAUAUAUAUAUAUAUAUAUAUAUGCAUAAUUUUGCUAAAUAUUUUAAAUUAAAAUUUUCUCCUCUAAGCCACUUUAUUUUGAGAGUUUAUUUGACCAUUGCCAUUCUUCAUACAAUAAUUAUUUUUACAGGUCAGAAGUUGUUUAAGAGGCUGUCCAGAAACUCUGAUGCACUGAGCGAGACAAGCUCAAUAAGUCACUUGGAGGAAGUAGAAACCAUGGAAUCUCUUUCUACACCAGAAAUGCAACCCCCAUCACAACCUAUAUUUGAAGCACUACCUUCACAACCGACAACUCUUGAAAGCGGAACCCCAAGUGAGGUAUCCCAAGACGUGGAAGCAUUAAGCUUUCAGACAGAGGAAUCAGAAGGCCUCAGAUAAAGUGAACCCUUGUGGAGAGAGGUUUCAUAGUGCUUAACAUGAACUCUCAAGUUGUAACGGUAUAUCUGAUUUAUAAUGUGAACCGUGCCACACAAUUCUACAGUAGAAUGUACUGUAAAUUAAAUUAUUAACUUGUCUGCACAAAUAAUAGAAUUUAAUGAGGCUUUUCCUUAAAGUUAGAUGAGCUUGAGAGUACUGCUCUUCCUUGGCAGUUUCAUGCCAUGUCUUGAAACUCCAGGGUUGACCCUCUGUUAACUCAAUAAUCAGAAUGGUUUUUAAUUUUGUAAUCUUUAUCCAAAAGGUUGGGUCAUUCUUCCAUUUUCCCAUAACCAAAACUAGUCUUAACUGAAAUGUAAACUCUGGGGUGGAAGUAAAACCUAAAGGGCAUUUUACAUCUAUGAAGAUUAUUUAUGUUCUUGUUUAAAAAAAAUAUAUAUAAAUCUAGGUUUGUCUUUUUACAAAUAAACAGCUACGUUUUCUAACAUCUGCUCAACUGAUUAUGUACAUUGUAAUUUGAACAGCUAGUUGAUUGCAGAACUGCAUUUACAUUAUCGGCUAUAUCCUAUGCAGGGGGCCUAUGGUUUUGAGUAGUUAGGAGCAAGAAUACCAGUGGCAGUGGGUCCCAUCUUCUACCUGAUAAAUAUGUUGUAUUCAAGUAAUAAGAGACAUAGUUCUAACGUCAAGGAACAGGAAAUCAGUGCACUUGGUGGCAUCAAUCUCUUCCAUUCUAUUAGAGCCAGUCAGAUUAUAUGUUACAUAUUGGCUUUCUCAGUGACAACAGGUGUACACAAGCAUAAGUUGUGAUAGUGACAGCAAAAAUAUCCUGCCCCUUUACAACAAUCAACCAAGAGUUAUGGCAAAGCAGCCAAGAACACUGUAGAACUCAGGAUAUGGGAAAAGCUGCAGUACUAUACCGUUAUACUAUAUGGGUUUUUUUUUGUUUGGUUUUUUUAGUUACUGCCCAUUGGUUUUAAUUACAGAUCUGCAAUUUAAUCAAAGUGUAUGAUUUAUAGUUACAUGAAACCGUCCAUUAAGUAAUUUUUACUUUGGUUCUCGUGCUUAUUAAUACUGUAGAAUAAAUAUUGUAGCAAUCGAAAAUGCACUAUUUUUCACAACUGGAUAAGAAGUUCCGUGUAGAAUGUCAAUACAUUCACAUGCCUAGUUUAGAAGUGUUAGUUACACAAAAUAUCAUGGGCCAAGUGUAGUAGAGUAUCUCCAUGAGAGUCCUCAAAUACCUAAACAAAAAUGGGUUUAAUCAUUAAACAGUCUUAUGAUUAAUUUACAACUCAACUGCAUUGCAAAAAAACAGCUUUAUAUAAAGUGGAGUUUGCAGGAUCCGUAAAUACAGAGGUGAAGUAGCAUACACCACAUCUGGUGCUCAUCCAGUACCAAAAAAACAGUUCUAAGCACCACUACCAGUCUAUUAAAGAAAGGACCAGGCACUCAAAGUGUGUUUAAGGUACUUUAACAGCUCCCCUAAACCAAGGUUUGGAGGAACUGAAAUGUUGCAAUGGCUUAGUGAAUAAAGCAUCCUACAUGCUUUGAGUGACUGUUCCUUUCUACAUUUUGCAAUUCCCUGUAUAAUAAUUGAACCAUUAUUUCAGGUGGACAUUUUUGUCAAGAGCAUUAGUCAAAAAGUUGCUGGUCCAUAUAUUUUAUUUUUUAAACAAAAUUGUAAAUCUGGAGUUAUCAGCAAAUAACUAGUUUCUAUGCUGAAUGUUCAGAAAUAAGUUACCCCAGAAUAAAACUUUUAAAAUGUGCAUCGCAGGGCUAUAUGAGAACUAAUGCUAACUUAAAAAUGAUAGACUAACUUUUUGGAAAACAUUUAUGGUAGAAACUGAAGUGUUUCUAAAUAUGGAGAAGUAUGCAUUUGGUCCUAACACAGAUGUAAUAUCUACAAAUGUCUGUACAUGUUAAUAGAGCUGAGCACCCAAAUUCCAUACACCAAUAUUUGUUGAAUGUUCAAAAAUAUGCUAGUGAAUGUUUAUGUAAAAGUUAUUUGUAGCCACUGCCCUCACCCCCUGCAUUUCACUUUAUGUUCAACCGAGCACUGGCCAACUGGCUUAACUGAAGUUGGAUAGUGCUCUUUUGAGUUUAAGAGUACAUCUUGUCCUUUUAGUAAAACAAGUAUUUUUUUGGCAUUGGUUACACUAUUUGUAAUGGUUGGGGGGCACUUGAAUAUAAAUGCAUUGUUCUGAUCCUAAUUGUGGUGUUGGGCAUCCAAAGCAGAUUACUGUGUCCUGCAUAGGAUCAUCCUUCUAAAUAUCACUACACUUUUUAAUUUAAGUGCUAAUAGAACCAAGAGUCUUCCCUGGUAUACUGGUUAUUGGUGCAAUGAAGUCUAUAUGAAUUUAGAUUACUCUGGGGCAUGGGGGAUAGAGAAAAUUUCAGUCUAUGUAUAAAUAUUAAUACAAAUUAAUUUUUACUGUUUUUAUAUAUAAUAUAUAUAUAUGAGAUUGUGGUUUACAGUUUACCUUUCAGUUUAUUGAAUUACAACUAUG